UUCCAGGUUAAGGAAGCCCAAGCUAUUCUGAUCAGCUCUCCGGAAUCCCCGGCAGGGUCACUGGAGGGAUAUUCGGGGUCUCCAUGACGCUCUAUGACCCCCUGAUGGCCGAGAGCCGCCCCCUCUGUCACAUAACAGGCUGAUUAUGCCCAUCGAUCCUGCCCGGUAACAGGACCCUGCUGUGGGGAGGCGGGUGGGGGAAGAGGUUUAUUUCCCAUUUUUACAGGACAGGUCAGUCGUCCUUUCAGGUACCCACGCCCCCUUGCCCUCUAACUCUCAUGUCGCCCACCUACUCCAUGGCGAAGCACACAACAAAGGGUUAAAGGUAACAGUAUAUUGUUGUUGUUUUUUUCCUCCACUAAGUAUUUCAUCAACUUUAACCGCUUUCUUGCCAGUAGGACCCUAUGUAGGCCUGUGAUUUCCCCCCUCCCCACAUUCCAUUGAACUCAGGGACGACCAAAAGCGGGCUUCCCAGCUGUUGUAGAACUACAGUUCCCGCGAUGCUUUGCUGUAGUUGUAGUUCUACAACAGCUGGGGAUGCAUCCUUUGGCCACCUAGGGGUUAAAGGGUUCUCUUUAAAACUUCGGAAUCCAGUGCUUCCCCGCGUUCGGGGACCUGUACGCCCGAGUUUCCAUUAGAACCUUGGGGAUAUUCCAUUGUAGAUACAUUUGAUGUAGGUUCCUAACCCCAUUCACCCGCUUAAUGCUGUUUAGUUUCACUUCUCUUUCUAUUUCUCUCUCCGUGAUAUCCCCAAUGUCUGAGCUGGAGAGCGAUCGCACCCCUAAAGUUGGGGUUUAGGGGUGGUUGUGAUUGAAACAUGUUCCCAGCAGAGUGUGUUCAUAUUCCAUAAUAAUAUACCCCAUCAUUCACUCCCCCUCCGGAUCCGGUGUGGGUGACAUUGGAGCGGAGGGGGAGGGAGCUCGGCUGCUGGUGUGUGUAUGUGUGUGUCACAAGCAUGGACGGGAGCUGGGCAGGAAGGGAUCCCAUUGUGCCUUAGGUGACUGUCCCUUCACAACCCCCCUCCCCAUCAUCUAAUUGGAAGUAGUGAGUGCCAGGCCCCUGCCUGCCCACCCCGGAUCCUGACUCUCUUUUUUUUUUUUUUUGUUACAUUGUAGCGGAAAGAAUGUCGGAGAGGGCCGAGGAUGACGUCAGAGGGGAGCAGCGCAGAGCGGCGGCCAGGCAGCAGCGGCGGCAGGGAGACAACAUGGCGGCUCUGCCCAGUCCUGGAGCCAUGCUGGGGCAGCCCUGGGUCAGCUGGCUGGAUGCUGCCAAACUGUCCGGGACCGACGGUGAGUGCAACUCUGCUUCUUUCCCAUCCCCCCCCCCUUCUCUCCAAACCCUUGCCUGGCUGAUUUCACAGCUUCCCCCACCUGCUCACUGUGUGUCUGUGCUCUUAUUGCAGAACUGGAGGAAAGUUUGAAGGAGUGUGACAAUAAACGAGAAGCCAUGAGACUCAGCAGAGAAGGUGAGUGCCAGCUCUGUGGGUACAGCACCAGCCCAUCAAUUCAUUGCCAGUCCACUUCCUGUUAGUUCACUGUUGACAAGCAGGAGGGAGGAAACCGCUGCACUUUACAAGCUUGCAAAGCUGGUUACAAAGUAUACCUUUUUUACAAACCUCUGGCUAAUAAUCAGCUGGAUAUUUCUAAUUGUAUAUUAAAUGUUCAGAAUUGCAAGAUAUGUAUAAGCAGAGCAUCAUGGGAAAUGUAGUGCCAAAGCAUCUCCUGUGCCAAGGUUAGCCAUUGCUGAUCUGCAGGUUUACAUUUUUUCAAUUAUAUUAUGUAAAUAAACUCCAAGCUAACACUAUGUCUUCUAGUGGGGUCAACAAAAUUUAAAUUGUAAUCAACUCUUCCUAUACAAAUAGUUAAAUAUUUAAUCUACAUAUUAAGUAUCCCUAAAGAGGCCCUCAGGCAGUCCCUUCUGGUUUGAUUGUAGCUGCUAUUUGAGAACUUACAGAACCAGCUACCAUCUUCAUAUAUAUAAGUGAGUGAGAACUCUGUCGACUAUAGAAGGUAUUAUUCGCUAAACAGUGAGUUGGAAAAACAAAAAUCCAACUUAAAUUAUUUAGACUUUUAUUUACAGGUUAUCUAUAUUGGUGUAAAAUUUGAUACCGUUUUGUGAAUAAACAUCUUGACUUGUCAGAUGCAAAUGCAAGGUUAAAGCCAUUUUGUGGUCUCUUGUGCUACUUUAUUGUAGUGUAAGUAGGACACCACAAACUGUAAGAUUACUUCAAAGAUAUGCAUCUUCAUAACUUAAUGAAUUGUACAACAAAAUGCCUCUUUUAAUUUGACACACGUACUGGCUUUCCCCCAAUUUACUAUUUUCAGAUGUUUUAAUUGGAAUAUUUAGAACUACUACAUACCUCAGGGCUAGGAGUCAGGGUUUUUUCCUUUUUUAAUUAAUAAAGCUUAAUUUUCAGUGAUAAAAAUACAAUUCUUAAAGGGACUAUAGUCACCAGAACCAUUACAGCUUAAUGUAGUGGUUCUGUUGUCUAUAGCAUGUCCUUGCAGGCUUUUCCAUGUAAACAUCGCUUUUUCAAAGAAAAGGCAUUGUUUACAUUACUGCCUAGUAACACCUCUAGUGACAGUCACUCAGGCGGCCACUAAAGGUGCUUCCCUAGUUCAGUCCUGCACAGUGUGCAGCACCUACAUUCAGCGUCUACACGCUCGGCUUGGAGGCGCUGAAUCUUUCCCAUAGACAUUCAUUAAUUCAGUGCACCUCUUUGAGGAGAUGCUGGUUAGCGCAAGCGCAAUAGCCUCCAAAUGCUUUUCUGUAGGAAAGGAUUGGCUUGGCUGAGAUCACCAAGAUGAUUGAGCCAUGGAGGUGGGAGUAAAAUCACGUUUCCCAUAUGAUCGAGGGGGAGGAGGGAGAAACACCCAGAAAUUGUAAUUUAAAAAAAAAUUAUAUUCAUUGAAGUCCACCCCGCCUCCCUACCUUUGUGAGUACUGGAGCGGAUCGGCUUUUCCUGGGAUCCAGUGGGGCUUCUGUCGUCUUCCUGUUCUGCUCCCUAUUGUGUUGUAGUGGUGCCGGGGCUGGAGUGGCAUAUUCUGGCUCCUGGCAUCACUGCAGGGUGCGCGAGGGAGCAGAACAGGAAGAUUAAAGCUUCCUUGCCACCUCCAUCCUGCACAGCCAGCCGGUCCAAGAGGCCGGCCCCCUCCGCUCUCCACUUGCCGGUGCUUGCAUGCUCACUUGCCGCCUCAGCUAAACAGGCUUACAAAUUCCUGCGCCAUUGCGACUUGGUACCUGGGAUUUGUUGAGCCUGAUGCCAAGCUUCUGAAAUCUAAUUUGUGCUGCUAACUGACUUUGAACAAUGAUCUGCAUUUAUAUUCUCGGAGGUGUCAUUUGUUUUAGUUAUAAAUAUGACUGGAAUUUUGAGGGCUAAGGGACAUUUUUAGGAGAGGGUCUACCAGUUAAUCAAUUGAUUUAGGGACACCUUAUUUUUGCAUCUGAACAGUACAUUAAGCUAUACAUCACUGAUAUAUGCAUUUUUUUUAGAGGCAACUAUAAGCCUCUGCUAUGAAUAUUAAUGCGACUUAUUCACUUUCAAGGUCUUUGCUUAUUUUGCAAAUACUUUCCAAGGUAAUAUGCUGCUUGGCAUGUGACCGCCUGAAAUGUAGCUAACAGGAGAUAUACUUACCCAAAGCUUUCCCUCAUGGGUGUUGCCAUCUUUAUGGGAAAUGUCUUCACCUCCUAUGACUUCAUUAACCAGGAACCCUUGUCACUGUCCUAUUCUUGCACAUGUAUGAGUAUACAGUAGACAGGGUUAUGGAAGAUCCCACAUCAGGUUUAUGGAAGAUAUUUGUUGAAACAUCUUUAAGCCAAUAUUGCUAUUACAGUUAAUCCUGUAUAAAUCUCAACACAAUCAGGAAUGCUUGUUGCUUUAUCGGGAAAAUUUGCAAGUACAUCUCAUUCAUUGAGUACACCAUAUUAUACAGAUCUUUUUACUCAUGUGCAUUUUAUCCUCUCCCAUUGAAAACCCAUGAGAAAUGUACAGCUCUCUAAAAGAGAGGAUAUUGAAAAUAUAAGAGAAUAUAUUUUCUUCAUGGUAGUGGGUGGAGGUAAAGGAACGCUCGAACAUCAAAGAUAUAUUUUUGACAUUCGUGUUCAUAUUUAAAAAUAAAUGUUCCUUUUUUUUUUUUUUUUUUUUAAUACAUACCUGCAAUCCAGUCUUCUUUUUGCGGCUGCUUCACCUCUGAAGUCCUCAAUUAUGAUGACUUUUAUUAAUCUUGAUGAUUCUCAUUGAGUAGCAUUGGGGACAUAGGACACAUACACUAGUAAUGCACAUAGAGAAGCAAUGGACAUGUUAAGCAUCACCAUGCUGUACAUGAAGAUAUUCAAUUUUAACAGUCCUUAAAGGAACACUAUAGGUUCAGGAACAUAAACAUGUAUUCCUGACCCUAUUGUGUUAAAACCACCUUCUAGCCCCCCUUUACCCUCCUAAAUAUAGCAAUCUUUCCUUUUAUUCUGGUCUGCUGCUGCUGGCUCUGCUCCUGAUCUGCCUGCUUGGCUGACAUUUUCAGAAGUGACUCUAUCAGCCAAUCAAAAUGCUUUCACAUGGGAAAGCAUUGGAUUGUCUGAGACUGUCAAGGUAGAUCAAGGGCAGAGCCAGCAGAAGCCAAACACAGCCGUGGCCAAUCAGCAUCUCCUCAUAGAGAUGCAUUGAAUCAGUGCAUAUCUAUGAGAAAAGUUCAGUGUCUCCAUGCAGAGGGUGGAGACACUGAAUGGCAGUGCUGCACAGUGUGCAUCACUGACCAGGAAGCACCUCUAGUAGCCAUCUUAGGAGUGGCCAGUGGAGUUAUCACUAGGCUGUAAUGUAAACACUGCAUUUUCUCUGAAAAGUCAGUGUUUACUGCAAAAAGCCUGAAGGCAAUGAUUAUACUCAGCAGAACAAAUGCAAUAAGCUGUAGUUGUUCUGGUGACUGUGGUGCCCCUUUAAUAAGGAAGUGCCUCUAGCCAUUAUAUGCAUGUUCUCUAACAAAUUCAUAGAAACGUCUCAGGGUUAUUUACCAAAGUUCAUACCGGUAUUUAUUUCUAAAAUAACUGAAUCUGAAUUAGAAAAUGUCUGAAAGUCCCUUAUGCUUCCAGUGUGGCUAUCUUUAUCUAAAAUGUUAUGUUUGCUUUGAAUUACACUGAAUUUACCACUAUUCUCACUUUAGUGAAUAACUCUGUCAGUGGUUUUUGAUUGUCAGGUGAAAAGGGUGCAGCAUUUAUACACCAAAACCACAUUAUGAUUAAAUGGUUUUUGUACUUUGUGUCUGUUUUAAGGUACUUGUUGUUUUGAUUUUAUUUCUUUACAUUUCUUUACAUUUCUUUGUUUGCAAAACCCAAGUUCCUCUUCAAGUUCCCCCAAAAAGCCCUCAAGAAGAUAUUUUGCAUGACACUCUGACUGAUGCAUUCUUGCAUCCUAGCUACCUAUAGUGUUUGUCUCUAGUCAAACAAUUUUUUAAAGAACCCCAACCCCCUGUUCAGUAGUCAAAUUGUUGUACAUAGAUGCAUGGCAUAGCUUUGAAAAAAUAACUCCAGCUCAUAGGCAGGAUAGAAGGCAAGAAGCAAAGCCCAGAUGAGAAAUCAUACGGUUUGGCUACUUUCAUUCUGGUGGUGCCAGUAUAAUCCUGGCACCAUAACCAAUAAAGCAUGGCAUGGUUAUAGUGCUUGGAGUGUUCAUUUUUAACCCGUCUUCCUUUUUUUUUUUUAUGGUUGAGAUUUGUUUGUUGCAGCUCAAUACGAAGUAUUUGCAAGGCAGGUGCUCUGAGCAAUUGCUGACUCCACACUUAGCUCCACUGAACUAACCAAACCAGGAAGUGUUGUGUGCUUGAAAGUCAGGGGUUGUAUAAGAUACAUUUAUAAAAGUGUAAUUUUCUAUUAAAAUCUGUACUUUCUGCAAAAUGGGAAGUAAAUAGGACACACUCUUCACACACAAAGCUUUUCAGCAAGCUCAACUUCUUUAGGGGUCUGGUGUGUCCCUUUAAAGGGGCACUAUAGUCACCUGAACAACUUCAGCUUAAUGAGGUUGUUCAGGUGAGAACUAUAGCUCCCUGCAGCCUUUCUCAUGUAAACACUGUAUUUUCUGAGAAAAUACAGUGUUUACAUUCAAAGCUAGGAACACCUCCAGUUGCAGUCAUUCAGAGUGAACCAGAGGGACUUCGGAGUUGAUGGAGGCAUAACAUGCCUCCAUCCACUCAGCUCUGCUGUUAGCAAAGCACAAGGCAGCACUGUGCACAGCAUCCUGUGAUUCAAUAUCUCCUCCCACUGCAUGCAAACACUGAACUUUCCUCAUAGAGAUUCAUUGAUUCAAUUCAUCUCUAUGAGGACAUGCUGAUUGGCCAGGGCUGUGUUUGAAUCAUGCGGGCUCUGCCCCUGAUCUGCCUCUUUGUCAGUCUCAGCCAAUCCUAUGGGGAAGCAUUGUGAUUGGAUCAGGCUACCACUUCUGAUGUCAGCAGACAGCUUUUUUUUCUGAGUCUAACCGCAUGCAGAUUUACAGCUUCUGGCUUGAACAGAUUAGGAUUCUGCUAUAUUUAUGGAGGCAUGAGCCCAGGGGGCCUAGAUGGUGGUGUUAACACCAUAGGGUCAGGAAUACAUGUUUAUGUUACCGACCCUAUAGUGAUCCUUUAACUGUAUCACAUUGUAUCUGUAGGUAUUCUAGAAGAGUAAACCUUUUCACCUUUGCAGUCCUAAAUAAAAAAGGAGCAAGGCAGCCAACAGAAAAAAAUUAUACUGAUUUAGUAGAGUUUGGAAAUGGUUUUAAUUCUCAAUUUUCUUAUUGUAGUUUAUUUGAAACGUGAAAUCUUCAAACCUCUCUCUCGCUUCUGUUUUUAUUUAGUUGAAAGCCGAAAGUAUUUUUCUAUCCCUCUCUCUUUCUGUAUGAUUUUAGACUUCUACUCUCAUUACAUGUACCAACUUUCUCUUGAGUGGCUUAAUUUGCAUUAAGGUUUCACUAUAGUAGAGCAUGUCUGGAUUGCACCUUGUGUGCGGUUGAGAUCUCUCAUUAGGGUGUCCUUGUUUGCAAAUGUUCUAAUUUGAGAUUGCCUCUCACUUCUAUUUGGUUGCUCAUUCUUGAGAUUAAUGUUAGAAAAAGUACGUAAGGUAAAUUAUGCAUCAAACUCUAAAUAAAAAAUAAAAUAAAAAUAGUUUUGUUCAACAGUUUGGAUUUCUCCUUCAGUAAACUGCACAAAACCACAUCUGAAUAGUUUUCAAAAUCGUACCAAACUGGAAUCCUUCUAAAUUGUCAAGAUCUAUCUUAGAAAUGAUCUAUCCUAGCCAAUUUGCAUAGAAAAUGGUCUGGAAUAAAUUCCAGAAUUCAGAUUAAAUAAUAAAUUGGCCUAAUCUAAUCCGGCCUAAAAGGGAAGUGAAAUCGCCCUCUCUAUUUAAAAAAAAAAAAAAACAACAGCAAAAUAAACCCUGAUAUUACUGUGAGCGUCCAUAAAAAGUUCCCCACCUUUUACUAGCUAAGCAUAUUAACAUUCACACCAGGGCCAUGUUGUGAGAAAUUAGAGGUGGGGAUUCUGCUCACCCACCGCACUCUGUUAAUAAGUGGUCCUUAAACUCCAUUUCCUGUUAUUUAUAGUUUAAGGUGAUUUCAGGCUCAAACAAAACCACUGACAAUUUAUAGGUUGCUAUUCCAAUAUUUUGUAAUAUUUGAAUUUUUGUUAACAAGUAAUAUCUCACUCUGUUACCAAUUCCUAAUCUGCGGGGUUUUUUUUUGUUUUUUUUUUAAAAAACCUCCAGUUGUACACCUGUACAUUAUUACCAUAAUGUAUAGUUAAAAUCUUUAGAGACUAUGUGGGGGUUGUCCUAGUUUUGUCACAUAGGUCAUUUAGCUAAAGCAUGCUUGCAUAUUUGCAGUAUCUUAAAGGACCACCCCAAACACCAUAACCACUACAGCCUGUUGUAAUGCCCUGGCGUCCUUCCAGAAUAAGUAGUCAAACUGUUUGUGAACAGUUUGGCAACUUACCUCAUGUUCCGCCAGGUGCCUCUCUUUCUACUGUGUAGCUGUUCCCACAGGAGAGUUGACCAGUUGCCCAUUGAGCCCAGGUAAGUUAUUUAAACUGUUCACAAAUCUGGGAGAGUGUGAGGGCAAUUCUGACACCACAAGUAAUUCAGCAGACUGUAGUGUUUAUGGUGUUUGGCGUGUUCAUUUAUCUCUUAAAACAAAAUUAGAAUUCAGAUUCAACUUUGUCAUUGUACCAUGUACAAACAAGGGCAGCGAAGAACAGUUGGCCUCUGCAGCAGUAAUUUAAAAUACUAUUUUUAAAAAAGAUGUACUUCAAGUAUAAGCUUUACAGUAAUACUUGAUACCACAAUUUCCUGAUACUUAAGAAUACAAUCCUACUACAUUGCUACCAAUUUCAAGCCCAAGAAUACCUUGACAUUAUAAUUGUGCCACCAUAUGAAAUCCAAAACACUUUUACCACAAUCUAAGUAAACAUUAAGUGUACAAACUGCCACUCAGUUAAUACCCUAGUGCAAAUGGAGCCAAAUGCAAGAUAAUUGAGAGAGGGAACUGUACAAUAUUUGUCAGACAUAGCUGCAAUUUUAGUUGUUUCCACGAGCAAAUUGCCAUAUAUUUGUUUCAUGAAUUAAGCUACAGAUAGUGCAAACAUGUAUGGGAUAUGCUUAAAGUCCCUAUGAAAACUAUAGGACGACCAAGAUUGUCUAAAGGAGAUUUUUAGCUUGAAAUUUGUACAUAGAUUAGUGAGAGCUACAUUCUGAGAAUUUGCGGGGGGGACAGGUUCAAAUUUCUUUACCAUUUUUAAAAGUUUAUAAAUUACAAAAGAUCAGCUCUGUGCUGAAGUCAAACUGUCCAAAAUCCAAGCAUCUAUCUUUAAAUUGUAAGGUUUAGGGGACAGUUUGGUGUAUGUCAGAAUUCUUAGGUGGACUGUUUUCAUGCUUAAUGUAACUUUGUUUACUAUAUGUAUGUGUACUUAAACCAGCAUACAGAUAUUCUUUUUAAUAUUCUGGUUGGCUUUUAUGAUUCUGGUGUAAUGACCUGGAGAUGUCCCCAGGUUCCAUACAAACAGACCUAACCCUGUAGUGUUUUACCAUUUUUUUUGUUUUAAUAGACUGUAUAUAUUUUCCAAAUGGCUGAAGUUGACGACAAAAAUAAAAGGAAAAAUUGCAAUAUAAGGGAUAUUGCAAAAUAUCCAAUAUUUUACCAUCUUCCACCAUUAUGUCUUUAAAGGUUGUAAAGACAAAAGUACAUAAGCACAUUUUUUAAAAUUAAUUUUUAUCCUUUAUUUGCAAUCUGCACAUGUUGUUCUAUCCUAUGUAUAUGUGCUAAUUUUGUAAAAAUAACUUUGUAGCGAAAGCAUUAUUGGGGGAUAGUGACUAAAUCACAAAAUACAUUUAGAAAAAGAAAAAGUGUCAACUUUGUUCUCUAUUAUCACCUGAUGCUUGCAGUUAAAAAAAGAAGUAAGGUAGCAUUUUCUUCAUUUAGCAUAAUCCAAAAAACAUGGUCAUUCAAAUCUUCAAAUAUUACUCCAUAUUUAUAACUUUCACUGUCCCCUUAUACCUUGUCAUCAACCUGUACCUUCAAAGGGACAUUCUUGUAUAGUGCACCACCGGAGCAAGCCAUGUUUCCAGGUGCCUGGAACUACUGGUAGAAUAAACAAAGAGAAAAAUAUAUGGAGAAGUAGGGGGGAACCCAAGCAAGAAAAUGGGGACCAGAAACAUCUGUAAGAAGAAAAUGUGAAGGGUAAAAUUUUAAAACUGAAGCGGAAGGCCAUGAGAGAACCCCAGCUUCUGUUUCUUCCGAAAGGUAUAUCAGGUUAACAGAACUUAUGUUGACAUGGAGUUUGAGAAAUUUAUUUCUUGUUCUCAGUCACUGUUUUGUGUUUUUGUUUUUUUUUUUGUUUUUUUUUUAAUAUGGGUUUGCCUUAGUGAAGGUUUCUUUUGAAGACCAAAAUUUGAAUGCAUGUUCUCUUUUAGAUAUUAUGGUCCUCUCUGAUGACGUUCUGUUUUGGCUAAGGUGAAGAGUUUAAUUGUACAGUAUUUCAUGGCAGCCAGGAUCACGCUUGGAGUUGAGAAAAGAUGCUCACCUGUGAUAAUGCAUGACGCCGUGUCUUUUUAGGAAAAUUAAAACUUUACUGGCUUUGUUUUUUGUCCAGUGCAUAAUUUUGAUCUAUAUACAACAGUACUAGUGGUGUAAUGACCAUUUUGUCAUCUUGGGUCCCAGCAAAUUUGAAGAAUGUGUAGCAUUGAGUGAACUGAAGGGAAAGAAACAGUUUGGCAAUCUGUCACAACCAUAUGAUUUUCCUCCAGUAACUAAAUUCUAACUGUUUAAUCAAAUACUUAUUUAAUAUUUAGCAACAGAGGGGAAAGGUUGCUAAGUUGAUUGCACUAAUGUAUUUAGCUUUCAUCAAACAGUGUCUGAAUUUUGGGGGGAUAUAUUAUUUGGCAAAAUAUACCUUGUUAAAAAUUAAUCUCAGCACACCUUUUUUACUGCCCUAUUUCUGUGUGUUUUUCUUUAUUUAAUUUUUUUUCUCAUCUGUUCAGGUGCAUUGUUUUUUGUUUUUUUUUCUCCUCUAAGUAGCAAAGUUUUAUUCUUAAUAUAGCAGCCCACAGCCUUGUGCCACCUUGUAAACCCGGCCUAUAGAUGCAAGGGGCCUUGCGGCAUAGCUUCUUAGUAAAUAUGGCCCUGAGUGACUUCCACUAUGUUUGAGACUCAGGAAUAAAUUUUUUUUAUGAUGGUAUCUGACAAACAAGAAGAAAAAACAAAUACACAAAAAAAGAACAGGGGAAUACAGUAUCUUUAGAACAUUGUACAUUUGAGCUUGCAGCCACCAUCAUUCUGUUCUGUAUUUUUCACAUUGCAAUAUAUGAGUAUUGUGGCAGUCAAUGCACAGCCAGCAAAUCAGGCCUCAUUCUUGAUGGAUCCUCGGCUAAUUGCUUCUUUAUGAUAAGCCGAGUUAAUGCUUGGUUUUGUCCCUUGAAUAAUCUGCAGAACAUGUUCCCUCAGCCCCCAGCAUAUUGUCACAAUCUUUAUUCCUGUUCUUUUUUGAAUGCUCUAUCGUGGUACAUGACACUGUCUCAUGGAAUUAUUGUUUAGGAGCCCUGAUGUCUUGAAUUUAGAAUGUGGUUCCUAAAAUUGCCUUGAGAGAGGUGCUUUUUAGUGUCAAUACUAAAGCAGAUCAUUGUUUGCUAUGCGUUAAACCGCUAUGGCUCGGGUAUUAAAACUGACAUUUUCAUCAUUGAUUUUUUUUUAUUUUUUAUUUUUUUCUUCUGCCUUUAACACGAGCAAUUUUUUCCAUAUGUCGCUUCUUGUUUUUGUAUGUGAGAAAGCACUACGUUUAAAGUGAUUUUCUUUAUUUCUUCCAACAGUCUGAUCAUCACAUUCCAUAUGUACCUAGAAGACAUUUAAGGUUUGCCAUUGAAAGGAACAUGGCAUCUAAAUCACGUUUACAGUAUAAAUGCAAAAUAUGCAGAUUCAAACGUGUUGCCUAUGCCCGCUCCAUGGUCUCCUUGUUCCCCACAAUAUAAAGGCCCAUCUUGGAAAUAACAGGAGAUAUAUAUUUUUUUUAAUUAUUUUUACUAAAUCAAGCCACGCUUUCAAUUUAGAUGGAAUACCCAAAUCAGAUCUCAAGUAGCCUUAGAUAUAAGUGUAUGUGUGUGUGUGUGUGUGUGUGUGUGUAUAGUUAAUACAAUGUUAAACAAAAAUCUGCACACCAGUCAAGCCAUAAGACUUGCUUUUCCCACACAAAUCCCAAAUCUGCAGUGAUGUUACAACCGCAAAGGAUUCUGGGUGGGCAUAUGCAAACUAGUUUAACAAAGCAUCACAUUUUUGCCUCUUUCCAUUUAAAAAAAGGAUUCCUUUUAAUCUGUGUUUGCAGUAUACAACUGCUUGGAACACAAUUUGUAUACUGCAAACACAGAUUAAAAGGAAUUCAUGUUUAAAAUGGAAUGAGGCAAAAAUGUGAUUCUUUGUUAAACUAAUUUGCAUAUGCCCACCCAGAAUCCUUUGCGGUUGUAACAUCACUGCAGAUUUGGUAUUUCUUUGGGAAAAGCAAGUCUUAUGGCUUCACUGGUGUGCAUAUUUGUGUUUAACAUUGUAUUAACUAUCCACAGACUUCAAGUGGAAGGGGUUUUCAAUCACAAUAUUUCCCCACCAUAACAUAUAUAUAUAUAUAUAUAUAUAUAUAUAUAUAUAUAUAUAUAUAUAUAUAUAUAUAUAUAUAUAUAUAUAUAUAUAUAUAUAUAUAUAUAUAUAUUAUUAUAUAGUGUGUGUGUUAAUGUCACUCUUGAAUACUGAUAUAUUUUUUUUUCUGCUCUGUGGUGUCCAAGUGCUGGUCCCCUUUGCCUUGGUGCACUUUUCCAGCACAUGAAAACUGUCAAGUUUCUCUUUUUGUUUUGAUCUCUGUGGGUCCGUUCCUUUUGAUAGAUCUAUAUUGCAAUCUUCUUCAUGCAAUGUACAAUUGGCCUGGAAGGCUUUCCCGAGGGAAUGCAAGAGGUGGAUAUUCACCUUCUUGACCAGCUGUUUUAUACCACAUUAGCAGCAUACAUGUAUAAGCCAAAAUAUUACAUCAGAAAAUAAAAUUAUAUUUAAACACUUGCUAGCAUUUCAGCUAGCUGUUUCUAAUGCUAUUAUCUUCAAAGGGCCUCCACAUCACUUUUGUUUGGCAGAUUAGGAUUAACAAAGAACUGAAAAACAAGAAUACGUUGUAGAACUAAUUAUUCCUGGAAUUGCCUGUACUGGUAUUGAUAAUCCCUGUAGAUCACAAUAACAUGUUAUUCUAUGUUGUCUUAAAUAAUAACCUGCUUCUGCAAACCGUUUAUGCAUUAUUAGUAUAGAAAAACAAUGAAAUAUUGAUAAUGUUCAUUUUUACAUAUGUUGUAUUGGCAUGUAUCCAAUUGUAUAUGUGUUGACAUUUCAUUUGUAACAAGGCUAUUUAGGGGGCAUAUAAAACAUACCCUUAAAUCCCAGUCCUAAACCUAAAGUAAAGCCGUAAUGCCAUUGUAAUAUAGAUUAUUAUAUAUUGCUUUGCAUAACUUUAUUUCAUCCAGUACUGUUACAAUCUCCAUUAUAUUGGUUUGCUGUUUACUAGCUGUAGCUAGCACGUUACACUUCUGAUCUCCGUUACCUUCUGCCCACCUACAAUCUGAUUGAUCUUGCUUGUGAAGUAUUUCUCAAAGCAGGAGUGGGAACGAAGCGCUGGCAAGCGCAAGACUUUGGUUUUCAUUGGGACUGAUCACUGCAACUACAGAGCAUUGCUACACCUAAGCUGUAGUUUAUGUGAAGGAAAGCAAGAGAACUGCCUGGAUUUGGGAUUUCCAGCUCUUGACCAUGAAAUCAGUAUAACUUUGUUGCUGUGAACUGAUUGACUGGUAGGGGAUGUGAAUAUUUUUUUUGUAUAUAUUAGAUUAUUCGUGUAUCGACUAAAUUUAUAUCCGGUUAAUUUUUUUUAAUUUUUUUUUUUUUUAUGAAGAAAUAUUUCAUUAACAAAUUACGAAUUGUUGUGGAUAUGCUUUGCCUCUUUGCAUUUUAUUUUCUUAUAAGUCUUUUUUUGUUUUGUUUAUUCUAGCUAUAUAGUUUAUCUUACAAUAAUUAACUCUGGCAAUCAUCCUCUGUUAAUAUUGACAUUGUGAGAUACUAGUGCCUAUCCCCUCUACACUUAUAAGCUUGCAGUAAUUCUUAGUUCUGCGCAGUGCUAUGGAUCAUUGUUUUACUGCUUUCCAGAGGUUGCAAUUAUUGCAUCAGUGUCCCUUAUCCACAUGUUGCACAGUGAGUACUAUACAUGAUUACUGCCAGUCAAACACAUGCUAAUGCUGACAGCUGGAUGGGCUGUCUUUUAACCGUUUCCUUCAACCAAGAAUGUAUUUAAUAUACAUGCGGUUUCCCUAAUUAUGGUCUCGAAAUUAUAGGUUGAAAGGCAUGCACAUUCCUGCUGUUUAGCUUAUUCAAUGGGUGGUGCUCAGAUAGUCAGAGUUCCGUGUUUCACCUGUUAUUAUCACAACUAUUACUUAUUUUAUUUCUGCACCAAUAAUUUCCCGAUAUUCAAAAACCAUGGUCGCCAUCUCCCCUGCUAAAUCACCUUUGGUGGGGCUGUAUAGUGUUUAACCCUUUCCAUUCUGUUCAUAGCUGAAUAUUUUCUCAAUAGGUAGACAGCAUUGGAUGUAGCUAAAUGGCUGCAGAUGUAUGGAGGAGGACUGGAGAUUGCCACAGUGGGGGAGACUUUUCAAACUGUCAUGUUCUAAAAGGUGGUGCAAAAAUGUUAAAAGGGGAGAAGUCGCCAAUGAAAUCUGCUUGUUGGUUCCCCAAUUUUCAAUGGUGAUUGCCCCAUUUUUAGUAUUGUGUUUAAUAUGCUAAACUAAUAGCAUAUGAACCUUUAUUAUAGAACUGACAUAUUGUUCAAGCACAGUUUGGAUCAGUGGAAAUGUUUAUGUAUUCUUUGUGCUCUUUUACUGGUGUGCUUCAAGGGGGGUAACAUUUAGGAAGCCAACAUACCAAUAAGUAAUUAUGAGGAAUAAUUAAACAAAUAAAUUUAUAGCUACAGAACAAUCAUAGAGUGAUAGUAUCAAAGCUCAACAUUUCCACGUGACAAUGGCUAGUGUGCAAUUUCAGCUUUGGCAAGUGGGUAUUCAGCCCUGGUAAAAAAAAAAAAAAAACACACACCACCACGGGUUGUUGGUUGGAGUAACUUUGCUGGCAUGGCCCCGCCACCAAAAAAAAAAUACGUUUACCUUACUGUCUUUUCGGAGAAAAUGCAGUGUUUACAUUACAGCCUAGUGAUAACUUCACUGGCCACUCCUCAGAUGGCUGUUAGAGAUCCUUCCUGGGUCAUGGCUGCCUAAAAUGCAUCCAAACAUUCAGUGUCUCCUCUCUCUGCAUGCAGACACUGAACUUUCCUCAUAGAGAUUCAAUUCAUCUCUAUGAGGAGAUGCUAAUUGGCCACGGCUGUGUUUAAAUUGUGCUGGCUCUGCACCUGAUCUGCUUCCUUGUCAGUCUCUGCCAAUUCUAUGGGGAAGCAUUGUGAUGGAAUUAGGCCACCACUUCUGAUGGUGUCAGAAGAAGUUCACAGGCAGAGGCAGCAGCUUCAGACUUGAAUACAAGUAAGAUUUUACUAUCUUUAGGGAGGCCAAGGGGGCUAGAUAGUGGUUUUAACACUAUAGUGUCAGCAAUACAUGUUUGUGUUCCGGACACUAUAGUCACCCAGACCACUUCAGCUCAAUGAAGUGGUCUGGGUGCCAGGUCCCUCUGGGGUUAACCCUGCCUGCUGUAAACAUAGCAGCUUCAGAGAAACAGCUAUGUUUACAUUUGGGGUUAAAGGACCUCUAUAGGCACCCAGACCACUUCAGCUUAAUAAAGUGAUCAGGGUGCCAGGUCCAGCUAGGUUUAACCCUUUUUGCUGUAAACAUAGCAGUUUCAGAGAACCUGCUAUGUUUACUUUAGGGUUAAUCCAGCCUCUAGUGGCUGUCUUAUUGACAGCCGCUAGAGGCGCUUCCGCGCUUCUCACUGUGAUUAGGGGCUUGUAUACUAAACAGGGAGCAGCCUGUGGCUGCUCACUGGAAAAAAAAAACCAAAAACCUACUAUCCGACCCCCACCCCUGCGCAGCGGGUGGGGGCCCUAAAUAAUGGGGGUGGGGGACACCUACUGUCCUCCCACCCCCCCGGCCCCUACCCCUGCGCGGUGGGUGGGGGCCAUAAAGAUAAUGGGGGGGGACACCUACUGCCCCUAGUCACCCAGCCCACCCACCCAAAAAAAAAGUAACCCCCUACCUACCCCCGUCACCCUAAAAAAUAGUGAGGGGGGAAUAAAAUAACUAACCUGUAAAGAAAAAUUUAACUUACCACUUGACUUCUUUUUUCUAAAAUCUUCAUUUUUCAGCCCCAAAAAAGACCAAAUAAAAAAACCAUCAUACCUGUCGAACUUAAAAAAAAAAAAAAAAGUUCUUUGGAAUUUUCCCACACUGUGUAAUUUGACUCAUAAUACUCUGAUUGGUGGGCUUGGAAUCUAACCAAUCAGAGUGCUCUUUCUCAUUUUACACAGCGUGGGAAAAUUCCAAAGAACUUUCCCACGCUGUGUAAAAUGACACAAAGCACUCUGGAUGGAUUUCAAAUUUUCAGAGUGUUCUUAGCCUAAUUUAAGGGCGGUGCAAGGCUUCAUAAGCCUUUCCCGCCCUUCAGAGCUCAGUGUGCGCGGAGCCCUCCAUGGGUGAAGAUGGAUUAUUAUUUUUGCGCUCUGUUCUUUCUUUUUUUUUUUUUUUUUUGCGCUCAGAUUUUUUAUUUUAUUUUAAGUUCGGGUAUGAUGGUUUUUUAUUUGCCCUUUUUUGGGGCUGAAAAAUGAAGAUUUUAGAAAAAAAGAAGACGUCAAAUGGUAAGUUUAAUUUUUCUUUACAGGUUAGUUAUUUUAUUCCCCCCUCACAAUUUUUUAGGGUGGGGGGGGUAGGUAGGGGGUUACUGUUUUUUUUGGGGGGGUGGGUGACUAAGGGCUUGGAGACCCCUAGUCACCUUUGAUGGGAGGGCGGGGGAAUUUGUCUUAGGGCCGCCGCCCAGGGGUGGGUGCCGGGGGGGAGGACAGUAGGUUCCCCCCCUCAUUAACUUUAUGACCCCCACCCACCGCUCAAGGGUGGGGGCCGGGGGGGUGGACAGUAGGUCGUCCCCCCCAUUUUAAUUUAUGGCCCCCACCCACCGUGCAGGGGUGGGGGCCGGGGGGAGGACAGUAGGUCCCCCCCCUGUCAUUAUAUUUAUAGCCCCACCCGUUGCACAGGGUUGGGGGCCAAUAGAUUUUUAUUUUAUUUUUUUUACAGUGAGCAGCCACAGGCUUCUUACUAGACAUGCCCCUACUCGCGGUAUAGCGAGUAGGGGCAUAUUAUUUACUAAUACUAAGUAAUCUUUACUUAGUAUUAGUAAAGUUGGCUGAAAGACCAAUUUAGGUCUUUCAGCCUUUUAGUAGAUAACUCCCUAAUUCCCACUGUAUUAGGGAGCUAUCUACUAAGCGGCUGCAAGAUGCAGCCACAGAACGUAUUGAAUCAGCGUUUCAUUCAUUCGAAUGAAAUUCCGAUACGAACAAAGUCCCGAAUUGAGUUCUAAAAGAACUACUGUUCUCGUGCAGUUAGAACGCAAUUCGGCACUUUCGUCUAAAAUGACAAGAAGCAUCGCGAGAUCACAGAGGAAAGGUAAGAAUUAUGGGAAAAUUGCUGUGACCAGCGGAAAUGAAGCACACUUUGCUCCUCCGCUGGUCAAGCGGAGGAAACCUCCAUAAGGCAAAGAGUCCCUUCUUUGUCUUAUGAUUUUAAAGAAAACUAAAGAAGACAGGAAGAAAAAAACAACAGAUCCUGAGAGAGAGGGAGAAGAGGAAGAGAUUGAUGAAAGGUAAGUUCGGCAUGACAGUGCCGCUUUAAGUAACAAAGUAUCCACACAGAAAUAAACUGUGACUCCAAAUAACAAAUACCAAACUAGCCUUAUAAGGCUACUUCCAUGCCUAAGUAAGUGAGGAGAUAAAGUUACUAAACACCUAAGUCUGCAAUAUACAUAUAGGCUUGAUUAGUCCUGGCCCUUUAAUGCAUGGGGUGUUAGUAAAUCUCCACUUAGUACCUAAGCAGCAGAAAAAGUGCUAAAGGGAGAAAUGUCACUGUCUAAAAGGUUGGCAGCCCUAAUAAUCAAAAGUAGACAGACGGAUAAAGAAAAAUAAAGAAAGCCGCUCUCCUUGUGAGACUUACUAGAUAGACAUAGAAGAAAAGAUGUAAAUCCUAACAAACUCCCAUGCCUAAGUAAGUGAGGAGAUGAAGUGCUAAAUACCUAAAUCUGCAAUAUACAUAUAGGCUUAAUUAGUCCUGGCCUUUUAAUGAAUAGGGUGUUAGUAGUACUCCCCUUAAUUCCUGAGCACCGGUAAAAAUGCUAAAGAGAGAAAGGUUACUGUCUAGAUUAUCAGCAGGGCUAACAAUCAAAAGUAGGACAGAUAAAGUAAAGUAGAAAAAGCCUCUCUCCCUGUUAAACUUAUCAAAUAGGCAUAGAAGAAAAAAGUUGAAAGGAAAAACUUAAAUCAUAACAAAAACAUGUAUCACACAGUGCAGUUAAGUGCCCAUGUGUGUGCAAGGCCUCUGACGAAGCUGCUUAUAUACUGCACCUAACUGUGCGUCAGGUUCUUUCCUAUGGGUCAAUUUUAACUUGCACACACAUGGUCUCCUUCUGGUUACAUUGUUCCAUACCACUGGAUGCUUUGGUGCCUACGUACGUCUUUAUCUCCAGUCAGCGUUAUAUCCGCAGUUUGUGAAUUUGUCCUUCUUUGUUUCUGAUGCUUUUGGGAGGACAAAAAUCAUUUAUAGAAAAAGCCACAAUUUCUUCCAAUGUGUGUGUGUAUACUUGCUAUUAACAUUCAUGGGGCUUUGACAGACUAAAACAGCACUGUCACCAUCUGGAAACAGUGCUGCUGUAGGUAGAGUGGCCAGUAAAGGUGAAUUAAACUUACUGAACCUGUCCCUCGCAGGCACGCCAUCUUUCUCUGGUGGGUCUUCUUCAGCUGCAUCAGGAGAAAGCGUCACUGCUGUAUUUUUGCGCAUGGGUGUAUAGCAUUGAGUUCUGUGGAAGUUCAUCGACCAAUCCAAUUCCCUGAGGUCUGUGGAAGUUCAUAGACCAAGCCAAUUCCCUGCAGCCAUCAAUUCUGAUGGCUGGGUGGAUUGGCACUUCUAGUCGGCGGUAGCUCUGCCCAGUGUCUAGAAGUGUAGGAAAGACAUCCAAACUCCCAGCUUGGUGUAUUCUGGCCUUGGGGUGAAACUAAGGCUGAUAUAAUUACCUAAAAGUCUCCCUCACAGGCAACACCAUCUUCUUCCUUCAGUUCCUAGCGCUUCAUCCAUUAGGAACCCAUGUCACCGAAUUCUCACAGAUGCACAAGAGUGCAGCACUAUCACCAAGAUCUGUGAAAAAUCAUGCGAGAACUGUGAUCCUCCAUUGGCCACUUAUUGUGAUGGUAGAGGGUGACUGAUGCAACUGAAAAAACCUGACUGCAGUCUCCCAACCUUUUGUCAAGUUUUGUUGACCAUAAGGCAAAGUAAGUCCAUACAUUGUCUUAUAUGUUUUGGUUGUGUUAGGUUUGCAGUGAAAUUACAACACAGUGAAUGGGUAUUUAUCUUUAUAAAAUACUCUAGUGAUAGAACAGAGUUACUUUAGAUACUUUGCAAUUGGAAACACUGUAAUCACCAGAACAACUACAGCUUAAUGUAGUUGUUCUGGUGUUUAAGUAUGUCCCUGCUGGCUUUUUAUUGUAAACACUGCUUUUUCAAAUAAAAGGCAGUGUUAACAUUACUUCCCUAGGAACACCCUUCGUUGCAAUCACUCCAAUCAGAUGGCCCCUAGAUGUGUUUCAUUGGUAAGUGCCUCACAGUGGACAGCACUGACAUUCAAUGUCUCUGCAUGAACUGAACGUUCCUCAUAGAGAUGCUGAUUGGUGCUGAGUUUUGCCACGCAUGCGCAUUAGCCUCCUGGAUUGGCUUAGUAGGUCAAGUUUGAUCUCAGUCAAGGAGGCGUGGCGGGGCCAGCCGCGACGAGACCUGUGCAGCGCUUCAAGCCAGUAACCAACCUGAUGCUGAUGAGUUGUAUUAACAAUGAAACAGCUGUCGAUGAGUGGUUCACUGGCUUUGCAUCUCUUCCUGAGUUUUAUUUCAAAGCUGUUGUGCACAACAAACAUAAAAUUCAAGGAAUCCAUAAUGAGGCAAAAAGGUGAUUCUUUGUUGAAAUAAUUUGCAUAUGCCCACCCAGAAUCCCUUGCAGUAGUAAAAUCACUGCAGAUAUCUUUGGGCUUGACUGGUGUGUGCAGAUCUGUGUUUAACAAUGUAUUGUGUGUGUGUGUGUGUGUGUGUGUGUGUGUGUAUGUGUAUAUAUAUAUAUAUAUAUAUAUAUAUAUAUAUAUAUUAAUAUUCUAUGUGCACCAUUAUUGGCAAAAUAAAGUCUCCAAAAUCUGAAUAUGCCUUAGAUUCGAUGGUGUAUUGGAUUCGAAUACAAAUGGUGCAUUAGACAUGAUAGGCAUAUGACACGAAAUUUGCCUGAGCGAAAUUCGCAACAUACGACAGGCAUGCAAGACUUCGCAUUGUAUGUCCGUCGUAUCUAAUGUACCAUUUGUACUCCAAUCUAAAGCACCAUCGAAUCUAUGUUGUAUAGUAUUAUCUUCUCGUACAAAUGUGCAUUACAUUCGCCAUCGAAAACAUGUUUCAGCCUUCAGGUUUAAAAUUUAUAUGUUUGUAUUUUUUAAUUUACUUUUACCUUCAUAUAUAAUAUAUGUUUGUAUAUAGCAUACAUUGGUAUAUAUACGUUUUUAAGUUUGUGCAUGUUUGUACUUGAGCUUUUUUUAGUGCGCUUUAUAGUAUGUUUGAUAUCAGUAUGUUAAUUUUCUAUAUUUUGUGUAAAAGAAAACAACAAUCGUGUAUAUUGUAUGCCUGUGUAUGUUUUUUGUUAAUCUAUAUGUACUGUAGAUAAUGUGUGACUGGCAUCUCACACCAAAUGACCAUUGUGCAGGGCAUUCUGCUUAGCAGAUUCCAGGGAGCAAUAUACAUGCAGAUUGAGCUAUUGUUGGCUGUAUUGAAAGCACUGUUUACAAAAGCUUUACUCUUGGUAGGUAGUCGGAAAUUCAGAGGACUUGGCUCUCUUGAGUGUGGGAAUGCUAAAAUUCUCCCUUCCCCCAUCUGGGUUAGAGAUGUGCAGAAGGCAGUGUGUGCGUGUGAAAAUUGCAGCUGUUGUGUGUGCAGUUCAAGUCGGUGCUCACAAUUUCAAAUAGGGUGUGUCCCCAACAUUUCCAAGGCCUGUUGGUCCCUUAGUUUGGGGAAGGGAUAUAUGCAUGCAUGUGUGUGAGCUAGCACACAUUUUAUUUAUAUGUUGCCAAACAUUAAGCUGGUAAUGACUGCCUGAGAUAAAACUGCAUUCCUUUGUUGUUGGGGGGAGGGGGGGGGAGUUGUUUUGUAUUUUUAUGUCUGAUGUCAUUGAUCUGCAAUAUGUUACUCACCAUUCUGUUGCAGGGGUGAGGGGAAUAGUUUGGUGAUAAAACUCCAUAUUUAUAACCGAUCAUUCAAUUCAGAACUGAAUUGCAUUGUAGGAACUCCCAGAAGAUCAAACCAAACAAAAGCAGGGUACUAUGUAUGUGUGUUUUCAUAUAAUUUUAUACGACCAAUAUCCUAUAAGUAGACAUACAUGUAUAUAUUAUCAUAUAUUAAUUCUAUAUUAGUACGCCUGACCAAGCUAAUGAUAUCCAUAAAAUAGCAAUUCACAAGUACUAUUAAUCAAACCAAGCAAUCAUACUGGUAUCUCACUGAAAUAAACACAUAUAUCCAUCUAUGGUCCCAUUCAUGUUUUGUUCAUUAUUGCAGCAUGGUUUGAGCAUCCUAUGUUCUCUCUGGGGUUUAGUAGCUGUGUUUUUGCUUGUUUGUCUCAUCCAUUUUUAUUUUAUUUCUAAUUUCCAUUUUAUAAUUGAUACUUCAUGCAUUUUAAUUUGAUUUGACAUUCAGUAAUUCCCAUUAUCCCGCAUUGCCUUCUAUCUCUAGAGUAAUGUAUGUCCGUUACUUUACUGUGAUUGUAUCCGUCAUUUUUCUUAAAGGGCAUUAGAUACGUCUCCUGGUUAACAAUCUGUUUACCUUGCCACCGCAUUAAGACAUCAUUGCUAGAUCUUUAAAAAUAUAUAUGUAACUUGGCCUAUAUUAUACAAAACUCAGUUUCCACUAGCCACUGGUGAACGGAGAAAAAAAAAUUACUCUUAGUAAGUGUGCCAUGGAUACUCCUAACGUAACGUAACACAUGAAAUGGUAAAGUGUCUGGAAAACAAACAUGCAUUCCUGACACAGUAGUGAUAAAAUAACUGUUUAGGUCCCUAGCCCUCCUUGCCUCCCUUUGAAAAGGUGACUUUACUCACUUUUUUUCCCAUGCUGCGCCGGUUUCACCGCGGCUGGCUCUGCCUCCGUGGCUGAUCACAUCAAACUUUAUCCCAUAGGAAAGCAUUGGAAGGCUAUUGCACAUGCGUGGCAAAAUGCAGCGCUACACAAAUCUGCAUCUUCUCACAGUGAUGCACCGAAUCAGUGCAUCUCUAUGGGGAACGUUCAGCGCCUCCAUGCAGGAUGUGGUGAUGUUGAAUGUAGGGGCUGCACAUUGUGCAGAACUGGACUAGGAAAGCACUUCUAGUGGCCGUCUGAGUGACUGCAACUAGAGGUGUUUCAAGGCAGUAAUGUAAGCACUGCCUUUUCUCUGAAAAGGCAGUGUUUAGAUUAAAAACCCUGCAGGGACAGGUUAUAGAUACCAGAACAACUACAUUAAGCUGUAGUUGUUCUGGUGACUGUAUCAUUCCUUUAAGUUGUAUGUAUAUAUAAAGGUAAACUACACACUUGCAGUGACAAGUAACUUUUUAAUACUGGCUUGUAGUAUGUGACUUAAAUUGUAAGUUCUGCAUGUCCAGUAUUCGAGUGUCAUAAUAUUUUCUUGUUUACGCCAGUUGCAAUUUUCUGUUAUGUCGAGUUUUGAUCUCUGCAAUAAUUUUGUGUUACUUGCAUUGCAUACUGUACCAUAGUACUUAUAGUGUCUCCUAAACAGGAAGUCUUUGUUAAAUUCUCCUCUUGGUGGCCAGCCUGGAUAUCACCGCAUUUUUGACCCUGGAGAAUUAAUCUCUCUGGAGAAUUUGCGGUUUUGGAUAAACUGCUAUUGACUUUGUCAGAAAUGAGAAUUAUGAUAGUUUGACUGCUUGGGUAAAUAUUGACAGGGGGAAUGUUUGUUUUUUCCUGGACAGAACAAUGACUGGGAACGUGGACAUACAGUGUUUGACAGCUCAGUUACCUAUUACUGUAGCAUGAAAAGAACAGCAAGCUCCACAAAGGCCAAUUUUAAUAAGAUUAUAUGAGCAUAACAAUGCUCUUUAGCAAUGAUCUUUAACAGUCACAAUAGACUUCAUUGCACUGAUAUUGCACACACUGCCAGAGGCAUCAGGAACAAACAAACACAAAAUAUCAAAGUAUAUGUUGGACGUGUGCUUCUCUUUGCACAGAUGAAGCUGCAUGUUCUCUCUGCUUUGGUUCCUGCUGACAAUCUUCAUAUCUUGAAUUUGGUCGUAUGUUUAUGAAAUUAAAACUAAUUACCUGUUCGAGUAGAGGUAAAUUGAAAAUGGGAAACAGAGUCUGAAUGAAGGGGCAAGUAGUUACCCUGACUAGAGGAGGGUAACAUUCAGCACUGCAGAUGCUGUGGACCGCAUCUUCUUUGCUUUGCCACAUUAUUGCUUUAAGAGCAUUAUGAGAGAUGAUGUCCAUAACAUUCGGAAUGCCAAAGGUUGCCUACACAAAGGUUGAGCAGAAGCAUUUAUUUAUGUUCUUUUGAACUUACAGUGUAAAUUCAUAUUGGUCCUCUUGAUAGUUACAGCUCUGCCGGUAUCUUUAUGAAUACAGCUGUAUUGGUGCAUUCUUUCUGUGUGCAGCUAUGUUGGCUUCCUCCUGCUGUGUGCAGUGGUAUUGCCCUAUCUCGCUGUGCUGAAUCAUAUUUGCCCUCUUCCUGUUCUGUGCUGCUGCAAUGGCUUCCCCUCCUAAGGUGUGCAACCUGAUUUGCCUCUUUCCAUUUAUACCCAUAUUCUUCUGGAACUUGCCGGUUAGUGAAUAAACAUUUAGCCGAUAUAUAAAGGGUAAUGAGCAAAUAGAAUUUCAUGUUUGUUCUUAAAGGACCACUAUAGUGCCAGGAAAACAUACUCGUUUUCCUGGCACUAUAGUGCCCUGAGGGUGCCCUCACCCUCAGGGACCCCCUCCCGUCCGGCUCUGGGGAGAGGAAAGGGGUUAAAACUUGCCUUUCUCCAGCGCUGGGCGGGGAGCUCUCCUCCUCCCCGUCGGCUGAAUGCGCACGCGCGGCAAGAGCUGCGCGCGCAUUCAGCCGGUCACAUAGGAAAGCAUUAAUAAUGCUUUCCUAUGGACGCUGGCGUGCUCUCACUGUGAAAAUCACAGUGAGAAGCACGCAAGCGCCUCUAGCGGCUGUCAAUGAGACAACCACUAGAGGAAAUAGGGGAAGGCUUAACCCAUUCAUAAACAUAGCAGUUUCUCUGAAACUGCUAUGUUUAUGAAAAAAUGGGUUAACCCUAGCUGGACCAGGCACCCAGACCACCUCAUUAAGCUGAAGUGGUCUGGGUGCCUAGAGUGGUCCUUUAAAUAUUACUUUCUCUGAAUAACUCUUUCGUAAAAUUGUAUUCCAAAGAUAAGGUUUAAUAAGCUGUGCUUUCCACCAGCUAAAGGUAUAAGCUCUUUCCUAGAGCAUUAGACAUGUCACUAAUACACCUAUAUUAUGGACAGAGUUAGAAUCCCAACAAUAUUUCAAGUCAAACAUUCCUUGAUUUUUCACUUGGUUGAUGUUUAGUUGACUCCCUCCCCAUUUUUUUUAUUAAAAAUAUGGAAAAAAGAGUAUUCUUCAAAAUCUUAAUGCUUGUACUCUGCUCACAUUUCAGAUAUGCCAAUAUUUGGUCUCUGCCCAGCCUACGAUGAAUUCUAUCUAGUAAUGUGCAGCCAAUGUAAUCAGGUCAUAAAGCCGCAGGCAUUUCAAUCACAUUACGGUAAGUACUUAACUGUUACUUAAUAAGUGAGGGUGCCGUUAAAUCAGGAUUAAAGAUGCCAAAAUUUGUUUAUCUCUUCUAAUGGUCCUCAAAGCUCUUGGCAUUCACAGCCUGAAAUGAAAAUAUAAUAUGAGGAUAUAACAUCACCCAGAUUAGCCCUUGUGCUUUUUUUUAAGGUCGCAGAUGGUAAUUUUCUAGUGAAUGUGUGAAUUGAAUUAAAGUCAUCCUAUUUCCUAGUGUGGAGAGGUAGGAGAGGUUUAGCAGUCUUCUAGUUAUUUGACACAUCUAGGUCUUAGAAAAAGAGAUUGGCAUCAAAAUACUUUUAUUUUAACAAAGCACUUUUAGUGUAUAGAUCAUGUCCCUGCAGUCUCCCUUGGCUGUGACUCACACAUAGCCUGCAUUAAAAAAUGGCUACAUUUCAGUCACAUGUUAACUUACUUUAGAAGUUUUUAGCUUUUGCUCUGUAAAUUGAACUUUACUCACAAACAGUAGGCUCCUGUAGGUUCUAGAAGGCUACUAACAGCAGGAGAUAAAUUCAGAAUCAGACAGACUAUGCAAUAAAGGAAGUUUAAACAUUAGAUCUCUCUUUACAUGAAAGGUUUAGGGAAGCUGUGUGAAUCAUGUGCAGGGGUGUGUGGCUAAAGCUGCAUAAACAAAAACAAAAGUGAUUUAAGUAACAGAGUUGAGCACUGAGACUACAGGAGCAUUAUCUAUACACCAAAACAACUUCCUUUAGCUAAAGUUUUUUUGGUGCCUAUAGUAUCUCUUUAAGCUUAAAUUUAAGAGUGUUAAAGUUAAAUUAAGUGGCUGCUUGUCCAAAUGUCCAUAAAUACUGGUAAUAAUUAUGUUAGGCUUUUCAUGGUACUCCUGGAUGCCAAAAUGUAUUUCCAGGUGUUUAAAUUUUUAGGAACUACCAUGUUUCUAUAGCAACAUUACUGUUUUGUACUCUGUCAUCUUACACAGAUACAUUGUGAAAGAUGUGCAUGAGUGUUGCAAAUAGAAAGUAAAUUAAGUUUUAGAAGUGUAGUAACUGCUAUAUAAAUGCAACAAAUAUUUCUUCUGGUUAUACAUUACAUUUUUAAUGUGAUCUUGACUUUUGAUAACGUUUGUUUGAGCUGAAGUAUUACAACAGAAAAAGGUUACAGGUGCUCACUAUAGUAUGAAAGAAACCGUGGGCAGAAGUGAAUCUCACAAGGAUUCCCAAAUCUAGUGUAUAGCAAAGAAAUAAAAAAAUAAAUAAGGAUGCACCACGCCAAAACCGCCAUGUACACUUAAUACGUACAUGUACCAUACAUUAAUCAAGUUGGUUUCAGUGAUAUUACUGCAUGAUAUUUCACCAUAAUAAAUGCUGUAAUCCAUAGGUUGAAAAUACAAAGCAAUUAAAGAUGACCAUGAAUUCCUUUAACAACCCAUCAUUAUUCCAAACAUAUUAACAACAUCCAUAAACCACUCGGAUAUUCCAAUUGAAUUGACAUUUACCAGAGCUAACUUCGAGCUCUGUGCGCAUACAAUCAGAGCUCUUAAGUUAAAACAUCCUUGUUUUUUUCCUAUUUGUUUGAGUUGGUUCGUCCGAAUCAAAUACUUUUUAAUCCACUCCUGAACUAACUGAUCACUCCAGUAUCUACCAGUGGAGUUUUAUUCAGAGAGCAAGACUUCACAGGUAAAUACCAGAUGUAUCAAUUAGUUCGGAUGUGGAUUAAAAAGUAUUUGAUUUGGACAACAAGCUCAAACAAAUUUGUGCACAAGUCUAAUGAUUGUGGCACUUUUAGAACUCUGCAUCUGCAUUAACAAUUUUGGAGAUUUACAAAACGGUUUUGGAAACCAAAAAGUAAGAGACAUUACCAUCACAGUGUAUUUGCUUCGGCAAACUGAAAUAACUGUUUAGCUCUAAAUUCACCGGUAAAAAAUCUGCAUGUCUAUUUUGAUAUGGCCGUUGAAAUAUAAGCAAGUGGGUGUGUUUAUGUAAUGAACUGGGAAUAAUACAUGGAUCACCUCAGUGCAUUCUGGGGGCCAUAAAUACAUGUCCUCGGUUUCUAGAGAUUAAUGGUCGUUACAUUCUGGUGUGGCACCUGCUGCUAUUUUAAUUACAACAGAUAAUAGAACGGUCAACGGAACUGCAACACUCACUAAUCUUGGGCAGCACUGGGACAUUUAACUCCCGCUGCAUCCUUUAGUCAGUUGAGUUCUCUUCUUUAACCUCUACAGUACCCAAACACAAAACAUGGGACUAAAAACCUCCUACACUACAUUAUCGCUAAACUUUAAUUUCUGCACUAGAACUAAACGUUAAUCCCUACACUGUCAUUAAAAUUACCCCUAACACUAGCCCUUAACUCUUACGCUACUUUAAAACCAACCAUAAAAUUGGAGCGUGAGGAAGUUAUUAUUCCUACUUAAGCUUUGUCAUUCUGAUUCCUUGGUUAUUAUAAUGUUCAUGGCAUAUAAUUCCAACCACCACUGUUUAUCCUCAGGAAUCCAAUUCAGGGAAAAACUAAUUAAAUUACAAAUAAAUUAGAAAGCUAUGCCAUAUAAUGUGGAAUGCACUAGUUCACUAAACAGUAUUUGUGACAGUUGGCAUGUACUAAAAGCCUCGUCACCUUUUCAAACCUGUUUGCAAGACACCGCUUCUAACAGUAAUUCUGGGACUAAAUCUGUUUCGUGGGAGGUAUCACAGCCUGAAGUGAUAUGGAGACCCAGUUUGUAAGCCCUUGGUAGAGUGAGUGCAUAUUAAAGGGACACUAUAGUCACCAGAACAACUACAGCUUAUUGAAUUUGUUCUGGUGAGUCGAAUCAUUACCUUCAGGCUUUUUGCUGUAAACAGUCUUUUCAGAGAAAAUGCAGUGUUUACAUUACAGCCUAGUGAUAACUUCACUGGCCACUCCUCAGAUAGCUGUUAUAGAUCCUUCCUGGGUCAUGGCUGCCUAAAAUGCAUCCAAGCAUUCAGUAUCUCCUCCCUCUACACGCAGACACUGAACUUUCCUCAUAGAGAUUAAUUGAUUCAAUUCAUCUCUAUAAGGAGAUGCUGAUUGGCCAGGGCUGUGUUUGAAUCAUGCUGGCUCUUCCCCCGAUCUGCCUCUUUGUCAGUCUCAGCCAUUCCUAUGGGGAAGCAUUGUGAUUGGAUCAGGCCACCACUUCUGAUGAUGUCAGCAGACUGCUUGUUUUUUGUUUUUGUUUUUUGAGGCAAACCGCAUGCAGAGUUAAAGCUUCUGGCUUGACUACAGUAAGAUUUUUACUAUAUUUAUGGAGGCAUGAGGGGCCAAGGGGGGCUAGAUGGUGGUGUUAACACUAUAGGGUCAGGAACACAUGUUACAAGUAAUCCUUUAAAGUGGAACUGUCACUUGUGAGAGUUUUGUAACACCUGAUUAGCUUUAGCUGCCACCUGUAGCACUAUUGAAGGAAUACCUUAAAUUCUUCCCAAGCAUCAUGAGGCAGUGUGGUCUUCCUGAACACGUAUUCUUCAGAACUAAGUGCAUUUUAUUUACAUAUCUCUGCUGCUACUCAUCCCAGUAAUCACUUUAGUAGCAUUUACUGGGAUAAAGGCACGAGGAACUCUCACAAUCAGAGAAGGACUGUUCUGCUACAUUAUAUAUUUUUAUAAUAUAUACAAGACCAUACACAGCCUCUACGGAGUAGGCAAAAUUGGCAUGCCUUUAUUGAAACAAAGACACAAAAAAUAAGAUGCAGGCCUUAAUCGUCUAUGUAUAAAUUCAGCAUAUACAUGAUUAUGGCUUGCAUGCUGUUUUUUUGUUUGUUUGUUUGUUUUUUUUGUGUGUGCCAUUGUUUCAAUAAAUUUGUCCAAUUAAUGUCUGUGUAAUGCUUUGGUCGACUUAUAUUAUAGUAUUACUGAUCCUUUCCCCAGUGCCUCAGAUGCAAUGUUGGCCUCACUACCUCUUUAUCCGUAAGUGCUUCACCACUCUAUAUAUUAUAAGUAUAGGUUAUACAAUUCAUAGUUACUGUUUCUGCCCUGUUUACACUGUGUGUUCGUGUUCAUUUGAGCCUUUAAUCUUACCACAAAAUCAAGAGUUUGUUAGAUAAUAUUACUAUCAAUAACUUUUAUUGCUUUCAAGUUUAUUUUUGGAAAGGUGCUGCCUGGCAUCCUAUCAAAAUAUAUGUAAACUAGUUUUAAUAGCUGUGCCAUAUCUCUGUAGUGUCUUCCGUAGCACUGUGUAAAGCAUGGGAGAUAAGAUGCGAUCUUUAGCUUGCUGGGUCCUCUGCUUCACGUGUUGUGGAUAAGUGUCUUCCCUCUGAGCCUCUGUAUGCACACAUCUGUAUGCAUUCAGUGACUGAGGCUUUUCGUAUGAUAAUCAGGUCUAACCUAGAAGACUCACUGUGGGUGUGUCACUGGUAGAUUUAGGUAAUGCAGCUAUCAAAGCAUGGUUAGGGAAUGCUGCUGGAGCACAGACGUCUGCUUUUACAAUUGAACACUAGGGGGCGCUCCUGACUUCAUCAUUGUGUGUUUAUUGCAGACCUUAUAGUCUGAUGCCCGAGGCAAAGUGCGUAGCAUUCAGACAAGCCUUUAAAGCGUUUGGGAUUGAAAGAAUGGCUAGAUCAAAAAGUAUAUCUGGUUUCUAUGUGAAAUUGAAUCAACCCUGGUGUACUUUUUAUGCCGUGCCCCUACAGAUGAGUUUAUAACCUAGAGCAGAGAUUUCCACUGUUACUGGAACUUCAAAUCCUGUGAUGUUCUUUUAGUCUGAAAUGAAGACUUCCCAGGAUUUUUAAUAUUCUUUUUACUUAUCACUAACAAAUAUGCCAUAAUUAGGUGUGAAGAUUAAAUGUAGAAAUACAAACCUCUUUAUCCUGAUACUGUGCAGCUACAUCUUAGCUCCCUUUCAGUAUUUUUUUCUGAGCUCAAUUGGACCUUUAAUAAAAACCAUACAGAGAAGAGGAGACAAUGUGUCUUUCUCCUCCCCAUUUGCAAUGGAUUCCCUUGGUUAUCCUUGUCUAAACUGAAUUAUAAAGUAAUUUGCGAAAACAUUAAUAUAAAGAAAAAUAGAGCAUAUUGUGGAAAAAUGAAUAACGCCAGAAAAGUGUUGGUUCUCCCUUGCGCUGUGAAAGCAUAAUGGCGUUGUAAUUCUGCAACAUCUGAGGAUACUCAUUUUGAUCACUCGACGUUUACAAGAUAUAAGAAAUAAUGCAUGGUGGCUGCUAUGAACAGUUGCAUCUGGCCUGGUUUUAAAUCAUACAGGAUUAUUUACUAAAGUGAAUAAAAAUUUAAAGGCAAAAGACAACCACCUAAUUUAAAGCUUUAGGAAAAGGCAUGUAAAUAUAAUUUGUUCGUAUUUACCUGCUUUUUCUUUCUUAUGCUUUCCACGCUCCAUUCUAAACAAUCAGUGUUGUAUCCCUAGGAAUGCUGGAAAAGCUCAUUGGGCAUACCAGCAAGAUUUACACAUGUGCAGUUGGAAGAUCUCUUCACCUUGCAACAUCCUUACAGGGGAGAAGAGAGGGAGUCUGAUCACGUCAGGUCUCUCUCUCUCCUGCUGCUGCACAAUGAUGCCUUCUUUCUGUGAUUAGUGGACUGGUCUGAAACGGAGGUGGGUGGUUAAUAGGAAAGUGAGGGGGUUGAAGAAACUCCCCUAGUUGAGGCAUACCCAAAAUUGCAAUCUGACCACGUUUAUAGCAAGUGGAUAAAUGUUUAUUACAUACAUUUCAAACUUUAUCUUGCUUCAUUUUGGUUAAAAGAACACUUUAACAUUAGGAAUACAAAGAUGGGGUUUUGUCCAACGCUGGGAGUCCUCAUUCAGAGCUUGAGGAUGUCCAGCGUCGUUUCACAGAGUUAAACUCCAGGAAGUGCCUCUAGUGGCUGUCUGGUAGAUACUAGUGGCAGUCUUAGUACUGCAAUGUAAACAUUGCAUGACUUAAGGAGUGCAAGAACAGUGCACCCAGAACACUUCAAUGAGUACCUUUAAUAUAUUUGUUUAAAAGUGUUUACUUGCUGAUUUAAGAAAAUAAUUGGCAAGUGAUAAACUAACAGAAGUGGCAGGUGUAGAAGUCGGCAUGCCCGAAGGGAGAGCUUUAGAGGCUGUUUCACUGUGAAGAGACUUUUGGUCUCUUUCAGGUGAAAGGGAGAGGACUUCCAGAGGCUGCAGUUCACAGGAACUGCAGCUUUAUCAACUCUUUUCAGAUAUACCCCCACUGAAUGCAUGCAUGUAUUCAUUGUGGUAUAGCUACUAAGCGUUGAAUUAUAUACAAUUGAGCAGUGGAGUGUGCCUUUAAAGGGACACUAUAGUCCUCAAAACAAUUCAGCUUAAUGAAGCAUAUUGGGUGUAUAGAUUAUGCUCCUGCAGUCUUGCUGCUUAAUUCUCUGCCAUUUAGGAGUUAAGUCACUCGGUUUAUGCAGCCCUAGUCACAGCUCUCUGCAUGUGACUAAAUACUCCCUGAAAAGAGACAUCUAAAGUUUAUACUUCCUUUACUGAAAAUUCUGUUUAAUUUAGAAUGUCUUAGCUCCUGCACUGUUGAUGGCUUGCUAGACCCUGCAGGAGCCUCCUGUUUGUAAUUAAAGCUCAAUUUAGAGAGCAAGAGAAAAAAAACGUUUAACAGAAGUUAACAUUUGGUUGAAAAAUUUAACUUUUUUUUUAUGCAGGCUGUCAGUCACAGCCAUGGGAAGUGUAGCUAAGGCUGCAUAAACUGAAACAAAUGGAUUUAAAGGAAUAUUAUAAGGUGAAGAACACAAACAUGUAUUCCUGACCCUACAGUAUUAAAAACACUAUCUAGCUCCCCCUAGCCUCUCUAUAUUUAGUAAAAUCUUACCUUUAUUCCAGUCUGCUGGUGCUGGGUUUGUCCCUGAUCUGCCUCCUUGGCUGACCUCAUCAGAAGUGAUGAUCUCAGCCAAUCUCAGUGCUUUUAGCUGUGAUUGUCAAGAAGGCGGGACGGGGAUUAGCUAAACACUGCCCUGGCCAAUCGGCAUAUACUCCUAAAGAUGCAUUGAAUCACUGCAUCUCUUUCACUGAAUGUCAGUGCUGCACAGUGUGCAGCACUGCUCCAGAAAGCACAUCUGUUCCUAGGGAGCAAUGUUAACACUGUCUUUUCUCUGAAUAGACCGUGUUUACUGCAAAUAGCCUGCAGGGACAUAGUAUAGACACUACAACAACUUUAUUAACCUGUAGUUGUUCUGGUGACUAUAUUGUCUCUUUAAGUCCUAAAUGGCAGAAAAUUGAGCAGUGAAACUUCAAAGGCAUGAUCUAUACAAAAAUACUAAGAUUAGUAUUAUUAUAGUAUAUUAUGAGUGUUUGGUUUGUUUGUGUGUUCAUUCUUUCUCCCCCUCCCCCACCCCCUUUCUGGUUUAGUUUGCAUAUUUUUUUGCUUCUAACCAUUGCUCCUAGAUUGUAGGGAAUUUUGUUGAAUCCUUAUCCAUUUAUUGUGCCUAAAAAAUGCACAAUUAUCUAACCAGCCAUUAAAUGUAGUGUCUCUUUUAGUGGGCAUAUGUUGUUUGUUUCUUUUAGGGUCAUUCCUGAUGCUUAGAGGAUGAUAUAAAUUGUUACAAUGCUUUGGCUGGUUAACAUGACUUGAUUCUCAGUUUCUUAAAACACUCUAUAUUUAUUAUUUGUGAAUAAUGUUGAGUGGACAUUUUAAUGAAGGGAAACGUUUAAUAUUAACAUUACUCUGAAAAAAUGUACACUGUAACUGUAAGACCACAAAAAAAAGUAAUGGAAGAUAAAAGUUUUAUGUGUGUUUUAGAUGAACUUCUACUUCACAUUAUUAUUAUUUUAUGGUUUAUAAAGCGCCAGCAAAUUCCGUACCGCUGUACAAUCAAAUUUUUUUCUUGUAUGUCAAAUGUAAUUUAAAUAAAUAAAAUGCAGUUGUUGUUUGUCGCAAAGUUAAAGGAUCCAUUUCCGGUGUCGUGUGCAAUUGUAUCUGUUAAUAUUCUUUAUAUAAAUAUAUAUAUUUAAUUUUAUGCAACUUAAGAAAACCUAGUUUUGGCAGCUCUUUUGUAGCCGUUGUCAUUGGAGAUAUCCAUGAAGAGUGCUCCUGAAUUGGCUUAGAACAAUUGGUCUAUUUUAUAAAAAAAAAAAAGAAAAACACAUUGGUAAUUGAGGGGUUAAAAGAACUUUGGCUUUAAAAGAGUAAGGCAGCUUCUGUUGUGACCGCACUGGAUACCAAAUUAAGCCACAUCCCCUUGUUUUCAUUUUUUUUUUUUCCUUUCCUCCUCCUCCUUUUUUAUUUUUUUUAUUUUUAAAUAUAUAUUGUAUCUGCCAGGACCUGCGCGGCUGAAUUUCAUUUUACAAUAGUGGCAAAUGUUACAUAAGCUCCAAACAUGAUGCCUGGUGUGCAAUCUGUGGGCAGACCCCCAAGCAUGACAGGGAAGGACCUGUUUGUCAGGAGCGGAGGGUGUAAAGAAGCACGAUCAAAAUAUGUGAAUGGGAGUUGGUAGGAAGGAUUUUUGUUGUUGUUUUUUUUUUGCAGGCUGUAGGGAAGGCGAAAGCAUUUUUUUUUAUCUCAACACAAGCAGUUUUUCAGAGGUUGGAAUUGGCUGCAAGCCAUCUCUGCAUGGAGUUUGCAGAAGGUGGGUACAGCAUCGUUCUAAAUACGGAACUGCAGAAACGAAACGUACAUCUGUUUUCAAAGAGUUUUCUUCCCCCCCCCCCACCCUUCAUUAUGAUCACGGUUUGUUAUGCUAUUUAUAUCCUUCUUUUUUGUAUGUAUGUGUUUUUGCUCUCUCUUUCCGAAGUGGAGUGUUAAAGUCGUCUGUCCAGGGCAGAGUUGAUCAAAGUGGAUAAUCUCGCAAACGAGGGAUUAACUGAUGCAAGCGGGCCACAUAAGCCUUUCUGAAAUGUCAUUCGAGUGGCUUGGCCAAAGUUCAAAACCAGAUGGGUGUUGAGUGUGCCGUUAACUCCUGUGAAAUGCGGAUGCCUGCAGGAACUGAUGGAUUCAAGACAAAUGCUUGUUUAGAAUCAUUGGUCAAAGGAGUGUGCUUGUUUACUAGAAUAUUCACUAAUCUGGAAUGGAGGCCAGAGAAAAUCUGGGAUCUUCCUGGUUUAUUCCUAUGAUCUUGCAGCACGUGUUUAACCCCUUGCAGAAUAAGGGUUUCCUUAAUUACUGCUUUUUGGUUGUUGAUUUUUAUAAAUAUUCCUGCUUCCUGUAUAUGUUCAAAUGUUAGUCAUAUGCUGAUUUCUUACACUAUUCAUACAGCCAUGCUAAAUAGAGUAUAUUCAGGAAGGAUAAAGAUUUUACUUUAAAGAAUUACAAUAUUCUACAUAAUGUUAUAUGUAUUGCUUUGUAAUUCAAUCAAAGAUUUUUUUUUUAAUGUAAUUGAAGCGUAAAUAUGCAAAGUAUGAAACAAGGAGUCAAAACAGAUACAUGUGUAUAUAUAUAUUAUAUGUAAUAUCUAGAAGUGGUAACAGCCCCAAUCACACGCAGUUUCUAUUUGUUGUGUGAGAGUACGUUUGAUUACAUGGUUUAGGUACUGAACCCCUACAAGGGGUGUGUCAUGCACACACAAGAACGCAGUCUUUUUUUACAUGACUUAUAUGGCUUAGAGCACGUUGCAUGCAUACAUUUUAGAAGACUCAAGAGCACAUGUUCACACAGUGUUCAAAAUUUUCUUUUUAAUUUAGUAUGUGCAGUUGCCUGGUCACGCUAGCAUAGUGAGUGGUUCAGUAUGUCCGCAUAUUGGAGUUCAGUCCAGUCUAAGCAUAUAACCUGUAUCAUUCUCUUUGUAAUAAUGUAUACAUUGCCCCAUGGUUAAACUAAAGAGAGCAAUUGUUUAUGGAGAAUUUAAGAUAAUUUGUAAAUGUUCUCGUUAAAUAAUUAGUUGCAAGUAAAGUAAUCUGUGACCCAAAGACAUUAUCAAAUACAGGCCGUCUACCUUGGUAAAGCUCUGCUGUGCCUCUAUUGCAGCAUUCAAUAGUUAAGUUGCCAAGGAACACAUUUGCUGGAGUAUUUGUUUUUAUUACUCUUAUGAUUUUGUGACAUUUUUGCAAUUCAUUUAAAAUACAAAUCACGUGUCAAAAAUCCUUGACAUUUUUGCUGGACAAAAGAGACUUAUAGAGCGGUGUACCUAGUAUAUCCUGGGGUUUCUAAGUCACAUGGUCUUCCUUUCCUUUUUAUGUGACCAAUUUCACACUAUUAAAUUUUAACUAAUAAAUCUUCUUCAUAACCACUUGUGCUACCGAUCCUUAGUUUGCUUGAUCUAGAUUCAUGUUUGUUAAAAGAAGUCAGUUGGUUGUAAGGUUCUGCAGUCAUUUUUUGCUUUCUUGUUGAUAGGUGUUCAGAGCUAUUUUUUUUACCAUGGAAGUUCAGUAUUUGUUAGUAUAUAUAUAUAUAUUAAAAAAGUUACCACAAGCUAAUAGUCCUUCAGUUGCAUGCAUUUGCAUUUAUUUCACUAUAGAACAAUAUUACAGCUUGUUAAAUAUAUGAAUAUGUAAUAGCAUCAAAUACCAACAGUAUUGGAGAGUCAAAGGUCACCAGCCAUUUUAAAUCUUUGAGUUUUACAUUUCUGCAUGUAAUAUCUGGUAUUUUGCUUCACCGCCUGUGUUAGUCAAGUAGUUUGAAAUCAUUUUGAAAUGGUGAGAAAUGUUUUAUUCAAAAAAUCAAAACUGCUUGACAAAAUGGGUGUCAUGAUACAUUUCUAUACUGCCUUCUUCAGGAUCGAGACCAUAUAUCAUAAAUGACAAUAUGUCUCCAGAUAAGUUUGUUUGUGGACAUUACCUCUCUGCAUGCAAUAUGACUCUCUCAUUCAUCUGUGGUCAGAAGAGGUGCUUAAUUUUGCCUGUUUAUAAAAUCGGACUGGUUGGUCCUGAUAAGCCUUUGGUUGCUUUAGCAAUAUGUUAAAGGGACACUAUAGGCACCCAGACCACUCCAUCUCAUUGAAGUGGUUUGGGUGCAGUGUCCCUAUCCUCCUUAGCCCAUCACUGUAAAACAUUGCAGUUUCAGAGAAACAUGUUUACAUUGCAGUGCCAAUGACUGCCUCUACUGGCUGUUUACAAGACAACUACUAAAGCCACUCCCUGGAUUCUAGCAGACUCUGAGUCCUUUAAACGACGCUCGGCAUCCUCACGCUUUGCAUGAGAACAGCCAGCAUCCUCAAAAUCCCCAUUGAUUCAAUUCAAUUCCUAUUAGGAAGGCCCAAUGCAUGCGCAACUGCACAUUAAAUUCCUCCUCUUUUUUUUUUUUUUUUUCUUUUUUUUGUCAAAGAAAAGUGCUUUCAUCUUCCUUAAGUGAAUCAAUAAUUUUGACGAUUUUUUUUCUUUUGCAGCAUUUAGUUGGACAUGUACAGAUACAAUGCUUUUAUACACUUGCAUUCUACAGCUACUGACCGUAAAUGAUGAUGUAGUGCAAAAGACAGUCAUACAUAUCCAAGCCUUUAGGCUAUUAUCAGCAUGUUUUGCUAAAGAGGUGGUAUACGUUGGAUCAUGUGAAAUUCUAUUCUUUCUUUAAAGUAUUUUUGGUUUUGAGGCUUACCAAUGGUUUGCAUCUUUAUCAUACUAUUUGAUACUUGUAGGUCUGCACCAUAAAAUGUUCUGUUUUUCAGAUGACUGUGUUUUUUUGGAUUUAUUUUUUUUCUUCUUUUUCUGAACAGAAAGUCUUCUUUUAUCACCCACUAAAUUGAUCUUCCAAGGCCUGUCGGCAAUUUGACGUUGAGCUUUUGCAUUUCAGCAUUGUACUGCACAGUUGAAUUUUUUUCAAAUCCUUAUGUUGCUUAUUGAUUUUAUUCUGAUAUAUCAGCCUUAGGAUAUUCUGUUUUACUGUCAUUGUUCCUUUACUCCAUUAAUAAAGUUGCCUCUUGUCUGUAUACUAACAAUAUCAUGACACCAGAAACAUUUGGACAGCCUAUAGUCCAUUAACUGUUGGUUCCUAAAGUAAACAUGUUAAAGGGACACUAUAGUCACAAGAACAACUACAGCUUAUUGUACAGUCCCUUCAGGCUUUUUUGUAGUAAACACUGUCUUUUCAGAAAAAAAAGGGUAGUGUUUAGAUUACAGCCUGAGGAUACCUCCAGUGGCCACUCCUCAGAUGGCUACUAGAGGUGCUUCCUGGGGCAUUGCUGCACAGUGUGCAGCACUGAUAUUAAUGGACCACUAUAGGCACCCAGACCACUUCAGCUCAAUUAAGUGGUCUGGGUGCCAGUUCCCUCUAGGUUUAACCCUGCCUGCUGUAAACAUAGCAGUUUCAGAGAAACUGAUUUUCACAGUGAGAAGACGCCAGUGUCCAUAGGAAAGCAUUGAGAAUGCUUUCCUAUAAACUGGCUGAAUACGCGAGCGGCUCUUGCCACACAUGCACAUUUAGACGAUGACUUCCAAAGGAGGAGGAGAGUCCCCAGCGCCGAGGGAGACCGGCACUGGAGAAAGGUAAGUGUUUAACCCCUUCCUCCAACUUCAGCCCAGCGGGAGGGGGGCCACGAGGGUGGGGGCACCCUCAGGGCACUAUAGUGCCAGGAAAACGAGUUUGUUUUCUUGGCACUAUAGUGGUCCUUUAACCCCUUAAGGACACAUGACAUGUGUGACAUGUCAUGAUUCCCUUUUAUUCCAGAGGUUUGGUCCUUAAGGGGUUAAGUGUAUCCACCUUCUGCAUGGAGACACUGAACUGUCCACGUUUUACUAUAUUUAGGAGGGUAAGGGGAGCCAGGGCUAGAUGGUGUUUUUAACAUUAUAGGGUCAGGAAUACAUGUUUGUGAUCCUGACCCUAUAGUGUUCCUGUAAGUGUGAAAUAUUUUUACAAUUCUUUAUAGUUUAUGAAUGCAGAUACACUCAGACUGAAGCCAAAAGGCCACACUUUACUCUCUUAGUCAAUUCAGAACCAAAGCACCGUAGUGCAGUAAGAAAGCUUAUGUUACUGUCCAAGUUCUUGUGGACUGUGCUAUGUAAAUGGUAUGUUACGGUAACAAUGAAUAAUAUGGGUGAAUUAUUCCAUUGGUGGAAUAAUGCAUGUCUUUAUCUCUACCCUGCUAAAUGUUUUUGAAUUUUAACGCUCAUAUGUAUUUGCAUUUUUAUCUGAAGCCAAUUAGAGCUCCAAACAUGUCAUGAAGCAUGGUUUUCUUGUUAUCCAAGUUUGCCAGGCUUAAUUCACUUAUGACUCCAUCUUAUGAGUCAGCUUCUGCAAAUGUGGGGAUAUGGACCCAAUUUAUGCAAAAUUAAGCACAAGGAAAAAAGUGUAUAAAAUUUGCUCAUUGUGGCACCAUGAUUUAAUUGUGCUAGAAGGAAGUGACAUAAAUUAGUUUGCAUGUAUCAUAGCAGUCUUUUCACUAGUACAAGCCUUUUCUGACGUUAGAGUAUUUUCUCAAAACUGUGGGCGGUAUGCAAAAAUGUAAAAAAUACCCAAAUAGCUUUUUAGAUGCUUUUUACUUAUAUCAGAGUUGGUGCCAUUAAUAUAAUCUCACUUUAGAACAGAAGCAAAUAUAGAAAGAUUCUAAUCUGUUUAACAAUAAAAUAAGGUAAAUAAAGAAGCUGUAAAUGCCAGUUUGGCUGGCUGGCUUGGCUUACAAAGUAUUAGACAUGGUCUAUAUUAGAUUAAAUCUACUAUGUUUUAUGUUUUGUGUCUUUGUGAUGCUUUCAAAGUCCUACCAACUGAUGUUAAACGUGCAGAAGAAAACGUGUGUAGGACUGGCUAACAGUGAACUCUGUUAAACAUGCGCUCAAACACUUUAAUUAUGCACGCAGAGUGCUUGUGGUAACAGGAAUAUCAUUCUGUUUUAUCUCGUUGUGGCGAUCUUCCUUGUAGCAGCAUUUUGUGUUCCUCUGUUAGAAGCGGUACUGCUAAAAGGAUGUCCCUUUAUUAUUUGCCACAGGGCUGGUUAGUGUUUAAGUGGAUUGUGCUUUCAUAUCGCAGUUUUUAGCAUGUAGUAUAUGCGCUUAAAUAGCAUAGUUACAUUAAAACUGAUUGGUCUGGUAUUUUUUUCAUUGUGUAUAACAAAAAUGUUGCAGACCCUUUUGUUUGUUUUUUUUCUUCUUCUUACGUAUUUAAUUUUCAACUCCAGGCACCAUGGCUACUUUAUGUUGAAAUUAAGUUGUUAUAGUCCCUUAAAACUUUACUGUAAUACAGUAAGCUGUAGUUCUGUUAACAAUAGUGUCCUAUUAACUAUUUGGGUGACUGGCCCCCCUCCAAUCGCAUGGGAAAGGUGGUUUCUCCACAGCUGGCCCCCGCCUCCAUUACUGAGAUCAUCAAUCAAAAGUUAAACCAAUAAAUCGUGAUCACAACAUUUGAGCCUUCCUCUUUGGGACCCAGUUAUCUCAUGUUGCUUUAAUAACUCAAAUACCAAUGUUUUAAUUGUCUGACAUCUUUAAUAGCCGACACAACUGCUAAUUGUCCCAUCUCCAUUCUAUGACUGGCAUUUGUAAUUAGUGAAAUCCCUUUUUCAUGUGUAUAUUUGCGUUUAUACGUUUUAUAUGUUCUGAUUAAUUCUGAGAUCAGAGACCAAUAAUAUCCUAUUAAAAAAGGAAAGAACAUUUUGCACAUUAUUGGUUUUGAUGUAUUUUUGCAAAUAAAAAUUCUUUACCAUGUAAAGUGAUUUCUAAGCAUUUCCUUGCUAAGGUUUUAUGGUCUCUGUUUCUCUUUUCACAGAAAGAAGACACGGUUCCUCCAGCAAGCAGCCCCUGACACCUCCUUCCACGUCAAUGUGUUCCAUCUAUUCCACUGUUGCAAAAAGCAAAACGGGCAGUGGUGGCAGCACCACCACCAGCACACGGGCGUCCGGUGGAAGCAGUGCCUCAUCCAACUCCAAGCUGAUGAAAUCUCCCAAAGAAAAGCUGCAGAUUGGUGGAAACAAUAGGUCAAUGCAUCCCAUGCAACAAAACAAAGUCGCCCAGGAUAAAAUGUAUGCGCUUAGUGUACUUUUAUUUCAAAUAGCGUGCAUGCAUUUUCUCAGCCGUCUACUAUAAUGAUGUAAUUCUCCAGCAGAAACUAGACUUACUGGAUGCUCCAUUACAAUAUGAGGUGUACUAAUGCAAAACCGUGUCUAUCUUUGGGCCUGCAGCUAUUAUAAACAAAUACAAUUAAAGGGAUUUGUGCUGUUUAACCCACCAAUGUGUACACUUACAAAUAUAAUAAAAUCUACACACACUAUUAUCAUAGUUACCAAAUAUAGUUAUGAAGAUUACUGACACAAAAUGUGUCCUAUAAAUAUAUAUUGGGGAAAAAAGGCACAUUGUUAUGUAUUAUGAAAAGCAUUCCGUAUAGAAUUAAUCUAGAUGGAAGUGUGUGUGUGUGUGUGUGUGUGUUUUCUCAAAGUUAAUUAAUAUAUACUUACCUAAAUUGUGACUGUUCCAUCUAGAUUAAGUCUAUAUUGAGUGCUUUUAACACUACACUAUAACCUAUUAUGGCUGACUUAGAAUUAUUGAAACGUUAGUGCGAGAAUAGCUAGAUGGCCAAAUUUGAUUGUGAACAGUCUAGAAAAUGUUUUGUGGGUUAUAAUACACUCUGCAUUCAAUAUCCUUGUGUGCUUUUUAAAGCAGAUAAUCAUGUUAAAUUAUGUAGGAUGUUGUUUAUAAGAACAACCUAGUCUUUGAAGUGUUAAACUUAUUUUUUUUCUGAAUAUGAGAAGCCCUAAAUUCUAAAAGACUUCUAAAAUUCUAUAACAUUUCCCAAAAAAAAAAAAAGCUGUCCAUGGAGACCCUGAAUGUUCUCUAUAUAGGUUCGUUAAUUCAAUGCAUCUCCGUGAGGAGAUAAUGGUUGGUGCAGUGAGAUUAUUUGCUGCACAUGCAUAUUAGCCUCCCAAUUCUGCCAUAUGGAAAAGCAUUGGAUUGACUGAGAUCAUAAAGACUGAUGAUCUCAGCCAAGGAGGUGAAGCAUCAGGACGGGGACAGGGCUGGCGAUGGAAUAAAGGUAAGUAAAUCUCUUUGAUUUAGGGGGCCCCAAUAAUCUAACUAGAUAUCAGGAUACUGUAGCGUUAGGAAUACGUGUUUUCUGUAAAUCCUUUAGUAGGUUGUUGUUCGUAUAUGCAUGGCUUCUUUAAGGAACAGAAUACUGGACAAUGUUAAACAUUGAUUUGUAAUGUUGUAAAACCUGAAUAGCUUUCCAGUCAGUUGAAAAAAGCUUUAAUUUCGUUUAGACAACCAACUAAUUCAUUCGAAUUUUGAGUAUUAUUUUCUCCAUAAAUUAUAUCUGAAUUUAAGAUUACUUUUAGAGUGGUUUGCUUUCCCUUAAUUAAUUGUAUGGGGGUUUUUUUGCUACGCAAUUGAUGGUAUUGGAAGAUCAAUGUCUUUGAGAGGCUUGAUCUAAUUUAAAACAUAGUUGUAACUAAAACUUGUGGUUCGUUCUUUUGAAGAUAUAUCACAUCCAUCCAGGAAAAUGGGAGGAUUUUGUUUCUGUGGAACUGUUUUCAUUCUUUAUCCUCUGCUGUAUAUCAGGAAUGUAAAUUUUUUGAGUAAACAUUCUAGUUAAUAAUAAAACGUUUUUAUAAUUAAAUCUCUUUGAAUCCUCACCAGAAUGACACCGUCUGUUAGAGUGGAAAAGGUGCAUUCAAACCCAAAGAUCGAUGGGAUGUCAAAGCCUGCUGUGGGUCCUAACUGUACUUCUACUGUGACUUCCUCAAUAAAGACUGGCCUUAAUUGUCCAUCAAUACCAAAGCCACCCUUGCCUUCCCCAGGACAAAUACCAAAUGGUAAAGGUAUUCUCUCGACUCCUCCUGUUUUGGAAAAGAAACCUGAUGAUACCCACAGCCGGAAAUUUUUACACAAAAGAUUGUCAGGUGUGUAUCUACUAUUUUUGUCUGACUUUAUAUCUGACUAUAAUGUUGAGUUUGUAUUCCCUUACGUAGGAAUUAUCCGACAUUGCAAUUUAUUUCAUUGUAUGUUUUUGGCUUUCUGUAAAUCCUCUUUAUUUAAAAGUAUAUUUCCAGAUGUUUUAAAACACGUGAUAUCAAUGUGUGAGUACUCUCUAAUCCAUAAAAUAUAAGUUAAACAUUUAAAUUUAGUCAGAAAACAUGAAGAUGUGUUACUGUCCCUUAAAGGGGCACUUUAACUGAAAUAGCUUCUGCAGCUCAGUAUAGUGGUUAAUUUGUCAAGAGUGUCUGUGCACCAUCUCAGUGCUUUGUCACACUAUUUGGGAGCAAUAGCCUAAAACUGGGAGGCUAAUCCAUCCCCAGUACUUUCAGCUUAUUGCUGAUGCCUAGGUUGAAUGAAAUUACCAUUUGAUAAUUCAAAAGUAUAAAUUCCACAUUCUAAAUGUGGCCCAAGACUAGGUUUCUCUGAGUGCUUGAGAGAACCUUGUUUUUGUCAGUGUGUUCCUAUAUGGUUGGACUUAUAACUAAAGGGGAUGUUUCCAGAGACUCGGGUGUUAACCUCAUCUUUGGUGUUUUGACUUGAUUUUCAGUUAAAAUAUGUCAUACUGUAAAUUAAACUAUCUCAACAACCUAUACAUGUAAGAUUUUUUUCUUUUACUUUUAAGGCAUGAGUAAAGGUAUAUUGUAUGUGUGAGUAAUGUAUUUAAAGCUUUGUGAAUGCAUGUACAAAAUAAUAGGGGGGAGAAAAAUACUGUUUGCACCUAACACUUCUGGCAGGUGGUAGGUUUUUUUUUUUGUUUUGUUUUUUUGAGGAUUCCUGCUAUUGGCUUGUAAUGGAUUCAUGAGUGUUAAACUGACUCCUCCCCCCCACCCCCACACACACACAACCCCAAUCUUCCCCCUCCACCCCAUUUGUAGAGUGUACAUGGAAAUGUAAAGUUUUGAAUUUGGUGGGGAGGUACAAGGUUCUCAUAGGAAUAGAGAAUAAAUAGUGAGGAGAUUGUGUUUUGUGACCUCUGGGUCAUCUUAAAUCAUUCAUGUGAAGAAGAUUUGGUCUGGAAAGUAUGUGGAGGUAUUGACGUCAAUACAGAUGAUAAACAUAUCUAGUAAAGGCAUUAGCUUGUGGGAAAUAAUAAGAUGGAGCAGUCUAAAGGAGCAAUUGUCGGUCUGACACCAUGUGUCCUUUUUGGAAACGUGCAAAACAAUAAGUCAAUAGGUUAGAUGCAACUGGUCACAUGAAAGAUCAUGUUAAUAUUAUGUAGCCUCCAGUAGUGUAGAAUAAUGACAAUUUUGCAAAGAGGCUAUUAAAUAGGCAAAAGAGGCAAUCCAAGUGAUGAAGAUAACCUAGAUUGACUGCCCUGAUCUGAUGAAUAGCCUGAACUUUGUGUAGUGUUUGUAUGGCCAAUAGGAGAUUUGUUUUUUCACAUUCAUAAGCGUCAGGAAUUUUUCUUUAGUAGAUACUUUUUUUGAUUGGCCAUUUUCAGGGUUGAAGUUGGGAAUACGGAGUCUGGUCAUGCCCAUUUGUUUUGGCUGUUCAUAUAAAAUUUUAGGAAUUGUUGUUAGUCAACACAAUUGCUUUUAGGGGUUCAUUUGGGUGGUUGUUACCUUGUCUGUUUCCUCAUCUGUUUGUGAAUACAGUUGGCAUGUGGUCAUACCCACACUUGUUUCAUAGAUACAAUGGAGAGUUGGGGACUGGUCAUCCCUUUGUAUAUUAAGCAGGUACAACAGGUAGGUUGAGAACUGGUCUUUUUCACUCUUGUUAAUUCAGGCAAUGGAGGACUGGUCACUCCAAACACAUAUUACAGUGACUUUUAAAGUUUCUUUGUUUUUUGUUUUUUUUUGCCCACUAUAUUGCAUCAGUAGUGUUUCAUCACUUCAUUAAUUGAGUUGACUAUUCAAAAGUAGCUCUUUCUGGUCUCUGGAGCCGGAACGGAACAGUUGGAAAUAAAUUUCAAAAUUCUUUUGCUUACAACAGGGGUUUCUGGGACAUGUAGAUCAUUUUACUUUUAAAAAUUGUUAGAGCUAAACGACUAUAUAGCUUUGCUGUGCUUCCUGAUAACUUGUGCACCUGUGUUUAGGGUUUUGUUUUUCUUUUUUAAUACAACCGAUUAGAAGCUGGUUAUUUUUGUUUAGAGUACCCUUUCAACUGGAUAUUUGUACAGAAAUCUACAAUAUGUCAAAUUUAUAUAUAUAGCAAUCUGUCAAAUUCUGUAUCUCUGUAUAGAAAGCAUAUGUACAGAGGAGAAUGCAUUGUCUGUAGACUGCAGUUUCAGGAAUUGUGGCUGAACUCAACAUGGCAUUUUCUGUCUGAAAACAAGUUAGAACAAUAUACUUAUGUUGCACACUUUAAAUAGUGAUCAAUUCACAUUUUGUUUUUAAUUCUGAUAAUUAAAUAAAAAAGAAAAUCAUGCACACCAGUAAUAUAUUUCUUACUAGUAUGCUUAAUUUUAUUUUAUUUUUUUGUGGAAUUUAAUUUAAAAAAACUAAACUGAACACCAAAUCCUUUCAAAAUGCUCUUGCAUUAUUCCUGUAUUUUGGCCCAUUUCUCCGGUAAUAUGAACUCUUUAUUAAGUUCCAAAGGAUGCCUGCCAAAUUUUGAUGUGCAUACUGUAUCAAUCUUUUUAAUUUAAAAGUGACUCUUCACUUUAAUUCCAUUAUACAGAUCGAGAGUUUGACCCAGAUAUACACUGUGGUGUUGUCGACGUAGAAACCAAGAAGCCCUGCACUAGGUCCUUAACAUGCAAGGUAAGAGGAUAUUUUGUUGAGAGUGCAACUUGUUGUUCUUUAUUACUCUUACUGUUCUUUCUUUAACUGUUUGUGAUGAUAUGGUUGGCAUACCUACUUUAUUCACCAGUAUUGUAUGGUGUCUGGCUAGUUACCAGGAGCCAUGUUUCUCCCUAUUUUUAUACUGAUGUGACCCAACAAGAGAGGUUUAAGCAUAUAUGCAUCUCUGGUAGCUGGUCGGUCACCUGAUGGGAUUUUCUUGGAUUCAAAUAAUUGUAUGUGUUGUGAACUGACCUGGCUCUCUCGCGCCUGAAAUAUGUAAUGAUGGGAAACAAAGUGUAAUUACGUAUUUAUUUUUUUCAUAUAAUUUAUUUUAACAUGACAUUCUCACCUUAAAGGAUGAACUGGUCUGGGUAAAGUGGUCCUGUCAUUUUUAACUCUGCAAUGUGAAACAUAGCCACAUUUUUUUCAAUUUAAAACUGCAAUGUUUACAUUCAAGGGUUAAAUCCACCUGUACUGGCUGUCUUCCUGAAAUACACUAGAGGCGCUUCCUCCUCCAGACAGGAUAAAUUGAUUCAGUCUAGGAAUCAAAUUGCUGUUGAUAGCAGCAUUUGAUUAGUGGUGCGCCGUGCAUGCCUAGUUCCAAUCCAUUGCUUCUUUAUGGAGGAGAUCACGAGUGAUGUGAGCUUGGAUGUUGACAUCAAAGGUGGAGCCGGAGCCUGCAUCAGAGAAGCUUCCGUGCUGUAAACUUUAUUUUACUUUACUUUACACAGCAAAAUGAAAUGGACAGAAGGGAAAUUGUAUAGUCCCUAAACAACCAUUGUAAUUGUCAGGACUAUAGUUUCUCUUUAAAAUACAAAAAUGUAAGUCCCUUUUUAAGUUUCAAUUCUUUAAUUCGUCAAAACAUUCCAAAAUAAAAUCUGUGAAGUUUAUACAGCUAAAUGUCUGCACCAUGUGAUAUUUCCCUGCCAUACUUAAACAGGCUUGACCUGUAGAUCAUUCCUCUUGUUUCUUAUUGACUCUGUUACAUCAGAUUAAAAAGGGAUAUUUUUGUUCUAGAAACUGCUUAUUCUAGAUUUAUUUUUUAUUUUUUUCAUCUCUUAAGCAUCCUUUUCUAGAUGUCAUAUAUACGUACACGGAUUAAGAUGUCAUGCACUACAUUGCUAGACAAAUAAAUAAAAAUGAUCUAACACUACUCGCUACAUAUACAUUCCCUUUAAUGUGUACUCCCAAGCUGCUGUGAGUACAUAUUAAAAGGAAUUUAUAAGUAUCGAGGAGUGCUGGUCUUUGACUGGUUAUUGGAUGGACCAGAGGCCAGGGGACACCCUCUUAACAGAUAGACAAGCACUCACUGUAGCUUACAUGUACUACUCUGUUGACUGUGGCAUGGACCCCUCAGGCUUGCAGUGAUGAAUAAGUAUAUCGUUAUUUGCCAGGUCUUAAAAGUUACACGCCACUGCAAGCCAUUGUAUACUCAUAAGGGGUGGGAAAAAAAAAAUAUAUAUAUAUAUAUAUAUAUAUAUAUAUAUAUAUAUAUAUAUAUAUAUAUAACAAGAGAACAUUUAUUGCAUCAUUGCUUGUAUAGAAAAUAUUUCUAUAGUGACUGUUUGUUUUUUGUUUUUUCUUCUUCAGACACAUUCCUUAGGAUACCGGAGAGCGGUACAAGGGCGCAAGAAACGAUUCGAUGUGUUGUUAGCAGAGCACAAAAACAAAUCCAGGGAAAAGGAAUUGCUUCGUCAUGCGGAACAGCAGCAGCAGUCGACACCUGCGCUCAGGGAAUCUAAUCCUGUACCUUCAAAAUCUUCCCAGGAACUGCACCAAACAUCUCAUGCACUUACUGCUCCUGAAGUGAAGCCUUCAGUACCCAACAAGGCCAAGAUUCAUAACCCCAGUCUUCCAAGGUCAAUCGCUUGCACCCAUGUUGAUAUGAAUUUAGUGCCUGGUUUGGGGAGGGGGAAAAUGCAUAAAAAAAUCGGGUUGUUGAAGUAAUGACAUGCCUCUUUUUGUUUCCAAACUUUCAACACAAAGUAGUAUUCUGCCAAUUGAAACUGGCCUCAUGAAAGCUACAUUUAAAAAAAAAAAAAAAAAAAGUAUUUAACACCCAUACACGAACACAUUUUCAUUCAUGCACAUUACAUUAUUCCUAGGGAUUUUGUGUUCAGCUGCCUUUAAAAAUACUGUAUGGGUAUCCCCUUUAAAUCUGCCUAUAAAAGGGAUCUACGUUGAAAUUAAAAAAAAAUUUAAAAAAAGUAUUUUUACCUUCUUUUGGAUCCAUGGUAUAAAAAAUAACAAACAAUAAUUUAUAGUGAUUGGCAAUUAUGUUACAAAAGGGGUAGGAUGGGUGGAUCCUUUUUUACUUCAAUCAGAUUUCUCUAUGGAUCAACAACCUGCUCGCAUAGAUUAUUUUUAUUAUUAUUAAUAUUCAGGUUUCUUGUUGUUGGGGUAUUUUUUUUAAUUAUUAUUAUAAAGAAGAAGCUAAUAUACAGGACUUUUUGAAAAUACAAUACUACAGAAUCUGAUAAAACUACCUCUUUGGAUGUAUAAUUCCACAUCUUUAUUGUUCUUACUGUAAAUAUCCCUUUAAUCUGCUGUGUGCAAAAACUAAAUUUUCCAGUCUCAAUGUGUGACUUGUCUGUUGUAUGUUCCUGCUAAUGAACAGGUUAACACAUAGCAGUUUGUACUGUUGGUGUAUUUAUUUGUAUAGUGCUAUCAUAUCCCCUGUGAGAUGCUUUUUUUUCUUCUAAAGAAAACAAAUACAGUUUUUCUAGCCUGUCUUCACAACGGUUUUCCUUCCCUUUAUUAAUUUUGUAGCUUACCUCUGCACUUUUUUAUAUUCAAAGUGGGUGUUUUACCACUGAUUAAUUAAGAGGCAAUAUUAUAUUUUAAUCACAUCCAUCAAUUCCCCUUUUUAUGCAUAUAAACAUCUUUAACUGCCUAGUUUAUCUACAAUUGUCUCCAAAUCGCUUUUUGUUUGUUAUCCCUAAUCAACCCUAUUAAUGUCUGUUACUUGUUGGUACCUUAUUACAAACUGCCACUUGCCUGCCCAAUCCCCCAAUUAUCCAAAACCUUCUGUAGAGAAGUUAUAUAUAUUGUUUUUUUUGUCAUCUUCAACCAAUGACACAUGCAUUUCAAUGCCCACUUGAAAAUCAUUUAUAAAAUGUAUUAAAGAGAAGUAGACACAGAACAGAAUCCACUUCACUUACAACUUUUGUCCACUUUGGUAAUGUUCCAUUUACAGCUACUCUCCGCAAUAUGUUUUUAAGCCAAUUUUCUUUUAAAGAACAAGAUCUCACUUUUAUUAGCAACCUGUUGUGUGGAACUGUAUUAAAUGCGUAUUGAAUGUCACUACCUAUCGGUACUUCAUUAGAAAUUGGAUGGUACAUAUUUUAUGGUGUGUGUGUGUGUGUGUGUGUAUGUAUAUAUGUAUGUAUGAAUGUAUGUAGCUAAUUAAUUUAUUUAAGCUUAUUUAGUUAUUUAAGAUAAUAUUGUAUUGUGUAAAUAAAUAACACCAAGUUUUGUUUUCCAUUAUUGCCCUUUUUAGGCCUUCAAGCUACCCGGCGCAGCACAGUGGGAAUGCCCCAAGUGACUCGCCUUCUGUGCAUGAAUCUCCUCAUCCAGUAGUAUCCGCAGCUGAGCCAACCUCUCGGUUAUCUAGUGAUGAAGGGGAAGGGGAUGACAAAGAAGAAACUGCCGAAAAACUGGAUUGUCAUUACUCAGAUCAUCACCCUCGACCAGCAGCGGUAAGAAUCCCAUACUAUGAUAUAUUAGUCAUAAAGUGAAGAGGAGAACAGACAGACAAUGCCAAGUGUGUUUUGUUAUGUAAAUUAUUAUAAGGAGAAGGGCCAUCAUAUAGUUUGCUUUUCUUUGAUCAUGAAUUACAGUUUAUAAAAACCAAUAAAUAAUCCAUAACACUGAGAAACAUAUGUGAGCCAAGGUAAUUAUGAUUGAACUUGCACCUAGUUAAUGGUUUUAUACUAAGCUACUCUUUGUGUUUUAUUUUCUCUUUUUAUUUUUUUAGUUUUGCGCCUUCGGCAGCCGGCAGAUAGGAAGAGGAUAUUAUGUGUUUGACAAACGGUGGGACCAUAUCCGAUGUGCACUUAACUUUAUGGUGGACAAGCAUCUUAACUCCCAGAUGUGGCGGUACGUCAUAGAUCAGCUUAUGAUAUGUGAUUGUAUAUAUUUAUGAUUUAUCAGAGUAAACAUUUUAUUUUUUAAACUCUCAAGUUCCAGAAAAGCGCACAGUGCUUUGAAAAACCUAAAUGGCGUUCCCUAAAUACAGAGGAUAUAAAAUAUUACAACAAGACACAAUGCAAGGAAGCUCUAAUUAGUCAGGUAGAAAAUCAUUUGAACAGAUUUCCAGGUGCUUUUAAGGAAAUCCUUCUUCUCUUUUUCAAAGUGUAAUAAUAUAAUGUAUGACACUUCAGAAAUAAGGGCCAGUACUUGGCAAGAGGUAUAAACUCAAGGCAUUUUGUUAGAAAUGCCUCUUUUUAAGUAUAAAUUCAGGACAUCAGUUUAGUGGAGCAUGCAAGUCAUGAGGGAAGUUAUCCCCUCGUUUAGCAAAGUCAAAUGAAUUAAAAGCAAAUUAAAAAUUCUGUGCCAAAAUUAGAAAUGUUUACAGUUUGACUAUUCUAGCCAAGUUGGCUUUCAGUUCGAAACAACUUCUUUAACCACUUAAUACCACCUAAAAAUAUUAUUUUUGAACUAAAACAAUGCCACAUAUGGGAAAAGGUUAGUCUUUUUAUUUAUUUUUUUACUUUUAAAAAGCAAUAUUGUGCCUAUGUUUGUAGCAUAUUUUAAUUUAGUUGGCAGUCUUUGGAAAACACGUUUAAUAAUUGGUAGAAUUUGACAGUGGUGUUUUUCCCCUUUCCUAAUAGUGCAGAUCCCGUGGAUUAAUGAAGUCACAGGCCACACUUUAAUUUAGUUGAUAAUAGAUCAUUUCACCAAUUUUAAGUAAGAAUAUCCCCACACUUUAAAUGAAUUGAUUACAAAAUAUUUCACCAAAAUAGUUUUCAGCAAAGAAUAUCAUUAUUUUGCUUUAGUACACCCUAUUUAAGCUAAAUGCAGAAAUUAGGAAAUCUUAUCUAGAUUGUUAAUUGUAUUUGGGUUGUUUUUUGUUUUUGACAGGUUUUGUUAUUAUUGUAGCGAUUAUUUUUGGUCAUUGUUACCUUACUGGCUGAUUGUAUAUUUUUUGCCAAGCCGCACAGAAGCAUUUUAAUUUUACUGCAUAGGGCUAGAUUUUGGGCUCUGCCCACUUCAUAAUUAGAUCUUUAAACUGUUGGCAACAUGGUAAAUCCCUAGACAUCAAAUAUCCCUACAGGCUCACCUAUUAUUACAUUCUCUUCUACUUUCUGAUCAUUUAACCAUUACUAAAGCUACUGGCUAGCAAGGUGAUUAGUUAAUCACUUUCUACUCAGCUGGAAUUGACAGUUUCUUAUCCAUCCAUGUGACUAGAAUUUUAGCAAAUUACAAUAAAGAGAAUUAUGUAAUGGUUUCUUUUAAUAUAUUAUAAUGGAGCUGCAACCAUAUCUUCCUUCUUGGUGUUUUUUUUUUUUUUUUUUUACUGUUCAGCCAAUGGGGUGUACUGAAAAAUAAAAUGAGAAUGGGCGAGAUGACCUCCAGACUGACGUUUAAUCCCUUGCCUAAUGAAUUAUAAAAAUACUCAAUUUAGAAAACAGAACAAAAUGCAUGAAAAAAAUAUUCCCUCACUUCCUUCAAAUAUCUAAAUAGACUGCAGGGAAUUUUAUCAAAAUUACUACCUUCUAACAUUUCGGUUUAAAGUUGUUGUUUUUUACUCAUAUUUUCUAACCAUGUUCCAUGGGAUAAUUUAAUUCUAUAAAUCUGUCAUCAUUAUUCAGCUUUCCUUCAACAGAUGCUCUGAAUUACAACUGUUCUCUUCUAAUUAACCCUUUUAAAAUGAAUUGCCCAAAGGCCGAUUGUAACACUGGAUGAGAAGGUAUAUGAUGUUAAAAGUUCACUCCACUGUCUACACUACUCCUUCAUUUGGAAAUCCUCCCUCCUCCAUUCAAAGAAGAGAUUGUAAAAAUAUAUAGUAUUGAGAUGUACCGAUUAUGAAAUAUUAGGGGUUUUCAAAAUAUGUUCUAAGGGUCACAGUGAUCUGGAGAAGAAAGGUAAUUUGAGGACCUCAGACAAAAUAGACGGUUUUGGUUUGACAUUUUACUCCACCAAAACAAUUUGCAAUGUUUCUUUCCACACUGGUGCUAUGGUGAUUAUACUGUUCCCAUGACUAUUUUCCAGACAUUUGGAGUGAUGCUUUAAAGUUAACCUUUUAUUAACAGGUAAAUAUGUGUCCACAGCAUGUUGCUAGCAAAGUCAUCUACACAAUAGUCUACUUACCUGGUAACUUCUACAAGACAUGUGCAUUUGUUUUUCUGACAAAUGUUACAAUGAUCGAAAAUUUUAGUUUUUAAUAAUUUUUUCUGAAAAUCAGUGUAACGGAUCACCUGGCACCCUGACUGGGUACCUCCGUUAAUGGAUGCUCCUAGCCCUUCCUGUGGACUCCAAGCACUCCAGCCGACACCAUAACCACUGUAGACUCCUUCAGAGAGCAAGCAGGAACAAGCUCUUACAAGAGCUUAGUAGUGAUAUAGCAAGGGAGUAUGACUAGCCUAGCAAUCUCUUGUAGCAGAUUUCCCCCAAUAAGAGACGACACUCCAAAUUGAGGGUGAAGUAGAACUGAAGCUUUUAAUCCAACUCUCUGCUUUUAUGCCCAUUUUACAAACAUAGUACUGCCCACAGGGUUUUGAAGAACAACCAAUCAAUACAUUACAACACAACUAAACACUCCCAUUCAUACCAGCAGAAAUCCUCCCCUCUGCCUGUGAUACAAUUAUCUCAACACAAUAGACUAACUUAAUUAUCACAAGCAGGAAAAUACAGUUUUGCACAAUAUUCAUAACUCCAAAAGUAUAAAUCACAUUCACUUACAUUUUUCAGAAUCAGCAUACUCCAAAUACAAACAUACUCAAAAAUCAGACAAUUCCUUCCAUUGGUUUAAAAGUUAGGUUGAAGUCCUUUGUGACCACUGAAGCAUGGCUUUCCAGUCAAAACCAGUUCCACAGAGUCCUCUAUCCUGGAGAUAAUUGGCUUAACUGGGUGUGGUAAGUCAACUAUCUCCAGAUACAGAAAAUGUCUCUAUUCACAACAACAGCAAAAAUACAUCAUUCCUAUCAUACUGAACAGAACCCCCACAUUCAACCUAUCCCCAGAUGGCUUGAAUCUGAGUGCUCAAUAUAUCCAAACAGUGCUCAGAUCCCACAAACACAGUCAAAUCGCCAUGGGGUUUAAGUCUAGCAUGGGCUGAUGAGAGGGUCCAUAGUCACAGGGCAGGAGGCUGGCAAUCAGUCUUCUCCAAUGCCCAGUUGCUGGUUCCGCCACAAUCAAUAUUUAAAGAAUGCAUGAACGGUUCAGUUUCAAAUUUUUGUAUGGUUACAUUUGUUAUCGUGUGCAAAACUGCAGCCAAUGAACUAGCAUCAUUGGUUGUGUUUUGAGAGAGCUAGUAGCUGGUGAUAGAGUGACAGAGAGAGAGACUUAACACCGAUUGGAGAGAAUUAAUCUCAUCAGAAGUGUUUAAAUUUCUUAGCAGUAUUGAUCCACUGUAGAGAUCUUUUCCAUUCUCCGGCAUUACGACUGAAAAUUGGUAACUAUAUGAAAACUUUUAUCGAAUUUUGGCUGUCACGUCAACGAAUGUCGGCCAAACUGAAAACCAAUAAAAAAAAAUGUAAUGUAUUCACGUGCACAUGUUUGAUUUCUAGUACAGAGGAUUUCUCUUAAUGCUGCAGAAGAAAGCGGCACUUAAUUCCACUGCGACGCUGAAAUAUUAGUAUAGCGAUAGCUCCCUGACUAUGCACACUAACUCUGGCCAUGGCAUUAGUGUUUGGUAGUCGUGCUGUAACCCAGUGAACCUGUGCAUGUCCUCAGAUAUUGCUCCAUUUAGAGUAUAAAACCACAAACUGUGUAUGGUAUUUAAUUAUAAUAAAAGUGAGGAACAAAAAAAUAUAUGUAUGUAUUGCUGUAUUUGUUUUUGUAUUAAUACUGAUAAGAAUUUUAUUUAUUUUCAAUAGGAAAAUUCCUCCAGCAUCUAGCAACUCGUCCGCGCAUACUCCACACCGGGCCAGCACAAACUCAAUGCCUGCGUCACAUGGCGCAAACAGCACGGGUUUCCUCUCACCCAGCACAAUAUCCGCCUCUCCUGCAUUUGUGACCUCUCCCUGUUCAUCGCUUGACAAAGUCCUCUCUCAUGGAACUACACUAAACUCUCACCCUGCAGCUUUGGGUGCAACGGACCCUGUCAGUAGUAUGCAAUCCAGACAAGUGUCUUCUUCCCCUUCCACACCGUCAGUGCUUUCCUCGUCCCCUUCCCCCGUCUCCAGCAAACCUCAAAAGUUGAAAUCCAGCAAGUCUCUGAAACCUAAGGAAUCUCCAGCCAGCAGCGUCAACUGCAGCAAUGCCAGUAGCAACAGCGGAGGCAGCUCAGGAAAGAAACGGAAAAACAGCUCCCCACCUCAGCAGCUAGCACAUCCCCCUUCGCAUUCCACGGAGUCUUUUAGGAAAAACUGUGUGGCAAACUCUGGGAGCUACCAUUCUCCGGUGACGACUUUGUCCCAUUGCAGCUCACACAGUAUCGGCCUCAAUUUUGUGAACAAUAAAACUAAUUCUGUGAGUCUUAAAAGCGACCAAUCAGGGAGGGGUCCUCCGAUAGGAAACCCUGCGGAAUCCAUAAAAAGAAUGAGCAUAGUGAUGAACAGCAGUGACUCCACGUUGUCGCUUGGUCCGUUCGUUCACCAGACUAGCGAACAGACUGCGAACUCGCACAAUAGCUUUUCCCUGGACAAAUUCACGGGGAAGAAGCGGAAGUGUUCGGCCAGUUCAAGCAGCAUUACCAAUAAUAGCAAACCCACUAAGGUUGCCAAACUGCCACCAGUGAACAAUGUUCACACGAAACACAACAGCGUAAUUCCAGGAACACAGGCACUGACGAAUAACACACUUCGUCAUCAGGUAGGCUUGUUCAUCUGCUGUGUUACAUCUUUAAACAAAGGGGGGGUGGGGGAGAGAUCUUGACAUAUAUCUGCCAAUUUCUGUUGCUUCAAUGUACAUUAAAAACAGAACCUGAGGUAUUUCUUCCACAUGUAAAAUCCAUAUAGCAGAAUAACCACAUUCUUUUUAUUUAAUUAAAAUCGAAUAUAUAAUAUAUAUAUUUUACAUUGACGUUGUGGCAGGCUUUUGCAAUGUGUGAUCAUAGACCCCGCAAUUAUUUUUCGCCUAGGCGAGGUAUUUUUAAAUAAAACUAUUACAUUACAUUCUGUGAAUAAACGAAUGCGCUGGAUCUUAUAUGUUGUAUGAAUAGGCCCCAGCAGCACCCUUAUAAUGUAUGCAUGUUCAUGUGAGUGCAGCCCUCUUGUUUAGCAAUGUAUUUUUUUUUUAAUAUACAAAAAUGUAUAAUAUAUGGAUGUGUGUAUGCAUGUGCAUGUGUGUAGAAAACGUUUCUGCCUUCUGAUCUAAGCUUAUUGUCCUUACAUUUUAGUUGUGUCUUUGUGAACCCCUUCCUGUAGGGCACAGUGGUGAAGCAGGUUGUGUAUGUGCAUUCUUCUUACGGUAUAUAGCUUCAUUCUUCUUAUAUAGCUUCAAAGAAGUGCUUUAAAUCCAAUUUCAAUCAAUUUAGUUCAAGCUAAAAGUGCACAGUGCACAUUGCAAGACUUAACAUCGCUCUUGUGCAUAGUGCACAGUGCAAGACUUCACACUGCUCUUGUGCACAGUGCACAUUGCAAGACUUCACACUGCUCUUGUGCACACUGCAAGACUUCACACUGCUCUUGUGGAAAGGGACUGUAAAAGAACAUAAAAAUGCACAAGGUUAUUUUUAUAUAAUCAGAUUAAAAUUAAAAAAUUUAUUAUUAUCUAAUGAAAAACAUAGAACAUUUCUUUUUUUUUUUUUCUUUAAACCAAUGCAAAAUGUGCUGUAUGUUUGUCCAUGUAAAACUAUGAGGAAAGAGAUUUAAAUGUUUGAUAGACUCCUCUUAUUGUACAGCCUUUUUAAUUUCGAACUCAUUUACAGUUUGUAGCAUGUGAGGAUAUCAGGGAAGGGCUGUAGCAAUCAUUUUGAACACUUUUUCUCUUGGCUAUAUUAGUACUGCACAAGCAUACUUAGGAGUCAGCAGGACACUAUAGUCACCCAGACCACUUCAGCUCAAUGAAGUGGUCUGGGUGCCAGGUCCCCCAGGUUUUAACUCUUCAGAUGUAAACAUAGCAGUUUUACAUUGCAGGGUUAAUCCAGCCUCUAGUGGCUAUCUUCCUGACAGCCGCUAGAGGCGCUUCUGCGACGCUGGAUGCGUAAAUCACAUUGAGCACACAGAACGUCCAUAGGAAAGCAUUGAGAAAUGCUUUCCUAUGGACUGUUUGAAUGCGUGCACAGCUCUUGCCACGCAUGCACAUUCCGCUCCACUCGGGAGCUGACGUCGGCGAGGAGGAGAUGUCACCAGUGCCGAGGGAGCCCGGCGCUGGAUUAAAGUAACUGAAGGGGUUUAAACCCCUUCAGCCCAGCGGGAGGGGGGCCCUGAGGGUGGGGGGGACCUAAGGGUUAUAUAGUGACAGGUAAACGAGUUUGUUUUCCUGGCAAUAUAGUGGUCCUUUAAAGCGAAUAUUAUGCCAUUGAAUUAAAUGUUGAAAAUCACAUAUAACUUUUUUUAUUUUAUUUAUUAAAAUAAAAAUUCAGUCCAGGCAGCUAUAGCACACAUUGCAAAUGGUUAGAAAUAGAAACGUUGUUUUAUUUAUCACCUUCUGUCUUUCUCAGUGCAUAACCAUGCAUGACUGGUAACAGAAGGUGCACCCAGUUACAGGAUAAAGAGGCAUUGAUUGCUGUAUUUAUAUUAGGUACCACACCUCCUAAAUUAGGGGUACCCAAAAGGAUGUUUUAAAACUACAGCUUCCAUGAUGCUUUGUCCUUUGAAAGGCAUGCAAAGCAUCAUGGUAGUUGUUGUUCUACAACAUCUGGGGAUGUACGUUUUGGGCACCGCUGUCCUAAAUGUAUAUUCAUGGGUUAAGAAUUCCUAUCACCCAACAAAUGGGACAUGUAAAUCCAAGUGCCUGGCAGGCAGUUUUUUUCCCCUGCCUUAAGCAGCAGCAUUGCUACAGAGUAGCCUAGGAGUUCAUGUUUGCGCAGAGACCGUAUGGUCUGCACCUCAGGUGGUUUCCCUCCAGUCCCAGCCUGUGACUCACUUAGUGCAGGGACUGCGAGGGAAUGAUUUCUGUGGCGAGCACACCUCAAGCGGCUUCCACUCAACCACCAGGGAGUUUAAUCUUUUGCUAGACCACUGUAAAUUGUAGCCCCAUCUUUAUAGAAAGCUAAUCUUAAGGGUUAAAAAAAAAACAUAGAGUACACAAAAACAUUACACCCAGCCCACUCCACUUACAUUACUAACUGAAUGCACAGGUAUCACGCACACACUCCACAUGCACACUAUACACUGCCACCACGUGCAUACAUAUUACACAGCCACCACACACACUCUCUGGUUAAGAGGUUGACAAAUUAAAUCUCCAUGAUAAACUGAGGCAAAGAGUUAUUAAUAUAACCAAAUUUAGACAUUUUCCCAGUUCAGAAUUUUCUCCAGUCAGUUUUUUUGUAUUUGGAUAUAAUUUGUGAAAAUUCUGAGUCUAGUGAAUAACUCUCUCAAGGUCUAGGACUCUAGACAGAGUUUCCAAUCUGAAACCUUGGACAAGCAGAUUUUGUGUUUUUUGUUGUUUUAUUUACACACCGUUAUUUAUUAAAUAUAUGGGUUAAAGGACCACUAUAGUGCCAGGAAAACAUACUCGUUUUCCUGGCACUAUAGUUCCCUGAGGGUGCCCCCACCCUCAGGGUCCCACUCCCGUGUCACUGAGGGGGGAGGAAGGGGUUAAUUCCUUACCUUUUUUCCAGUGCCGGGCUCCCUCGGCGCUGGGACUCUCCUCCCUCUUCUUCUGUCAUCGGCUGAAUGCGCAUGUGCAGCAAGAGCCACGCGCGCAUUCAGCCAGUCUCAUAGGAAAGCAUUCUCAAUGCUUUUCUAUGGACGCUGGCGUCUUACCACAGUGAGAAGCGCCUCUAGCGGCUGUCAAUGAGACAGCCACUAGAGGCUGGAUUAACCCUAUUGUAAACAUAGCAGUUUCUCUGAAACUGCUAUGUUUACAGCAAAAAGGGUUAAACCUAGCUGGACCAGGCACCCAGACCACUUCAUUAAGCUGAAGUGGUCUGGGUGCCUAUAGUGGUCCUUUAAGUAAAUGUAAUGUUAGAAAUCCUGGUAAAAAUCUGACCCCUUUUACAAUUCAGGAGGUUAUUUACUGUAGAGUUUUUUUUGUUUUGAGGGUUGUUUUUUUUUUUUUUUUUGGUUUAUUUUUAUUUAUUUUUUUAACCCUUUUUGUUUCUGGUUUUUUUAAAAAAAAAAAAAGUCUGGUACCAAUGAAAACAAUGUAGUCUAUAAGUAAAGCAAUCUACUUAAUCUAAUGGUCCUGGUUUACUAAUGUGAAAACCUUGUUCUUACCAUUGAUCUAAAAGUUAAAGGGACAAUAUAGUCACCAGAACAACUACAGCUUAUUGUAUUUGUUCUGGUGAGUAGAAUCUUUUUCUUCAGGCUUUUUGCAGUAAACACUGUCUUUUCAGAGAAAAUGGAGGGUUUACAUUAUAGCCUAGGGAUACCUCCACUACUACCAGAGGUGCUUCCUGGGGAAGUGCUACACAGUGUGCAGCACUGACAUUAAGUAUCUCCACCAUGUGCAUGGAGACACGAACUUUCCUCAUAGAGAUGCAUUAAUUCAAGAAGAGAUGCUGAUUGGCCAGGGCUUUGCUUGGCUUGUGCUAGCUCUCCCCCUGAUCUGCCUCCUUGACAAGUUCAGCUAGUCCAAUGGGAAAGCAUUGUGAUUGGUCAAGCAGGCAAAUCAGGGGCAGGGGCAGCAGCUGCAGACUUGAAUACAAGCAAGAUUUUACUAUAUCUAGAUGGGCGUGGGGGGGCAGGGGUCUAGAUGGUGGUUUUAACACUAUAGGGUCAGGAAUACAUGUUGUUCUAUAGUGUUUCUUUAAGUCUCAAAUUUGAAAGUUCUACGCUACUAGCAAAGACUAAAUGUUACUUGAUACUGGAAGCCUGGUGGGUCAGUGGCACACUCACCAUGAGAUAAAUGAUUACUCUUCAGUAACAAAGAGAGGGGGAGAUACGGUGCUCACUCAAAUGGCAGCAGAUUCUGUUUAUUGGAUACCCUAACAGUCCAAGGGAAAACAAUAGGUAGAAAACAAAAACUGAUUUGCGCCACAUUUAAAUAAUUAUGGAUGUGAAUUGAACUAAGUAUGGAUGUGUGUAAAUAUAUAUAUAUAUAAUACACACAUAUAAGCCUUUGAGGAGGUGAUGCUUUAGUGUAGUUCAGUCAAAGGUCCUCCUUGGCGUUUAAAAAUAUUUGGUUUAGACUGAGGUAGGGAGUUCUGUUAUUGGCAUCUCAUGUAAAAUAUAAGCAGAAAAGAAAAACUAAUUGUGCAGCCCAGUAUGUUCAACAUCUCAAUAAUGUGAAGAAAAAGAAUACACUCGCAAGGAUAGAGCCACCAUUCUGCUCUUCGAUAAGGCUCUGAGUGAUAUAAUCCCCACUCAGGGAUGAAACUGGAAUUUUUCUCUUUGAGUGUUCACAGUGGAUGCGGCAUAUGAAAGAAUAAAAACAGGACAAAGUGCUCACUGUUUCCAACCAAUAAAAGUGUGUGGAAAAGUAUGAAAAUUAUUCACAAUUUCUUUUAAGAGCACUUUAUGAGCAAUGGUAUCAGCUUGGAAUCAUCCCCACCAAGGAUAUAUAUGAAUAGAGGUAGAUGUUGUGAUGAUCCCUGGCAAGGCUCCAUUAAGAUGAUAAAAUAAAUGCAGGAUAAAAAAACAUUUUGAGGGUAAAAACAAUAUUUAUUGUAAUAUGCCACACAAUAUGAAAUAAAAGCCAAUUCUCAAGUUUUUUGAUCACUUGAGAAAGCCCAAGGGCGAAACCGGUUGUGACUAUUCAGAAAGACUUUUUAAUUGGCUUUUAUUUCAUUUUGUGUGUUAUAUUACAAUAAAUGGCUUGACUGGUGUGCAGAUUUUUGUUUAACAUUGUAUUAACUAUCCACAGACUUCAGGUGGAAGGGGUUUUCAAUCACAAUUUUUUUCCCCACAAUAACCUUUUUGGUUUGACACACAGUUGAAAUAAAUAUGGAUGUGUGUGUGUGUGUGUGUGUAUGUAUAUGUAUAUAUAUAUAUAUAUAUAUAUAUAUAUAUAUAUAUAUAUAUAUAUAUAUAUAUAUAUAUAUAUAUAAUCUCAAUUUAUACUUGACGCAAAUCAGCCUUUUUGUGUGUUCUACCUAUUUCUCUUCAGGGCUGAAUUUUACUCACCAGUGGGUGAGUGGAAAUUUUGAGCCCUCUGUACAUUACCGUGGCCCAAAUGCUGGCAGAUAUUUUGACUGCAUAUUUAAAGGAGUAAAACAGAAUAACUUUAAUUGACAUAGACCCUUUAUAGGACUUUUUAAGCUAUUUAGACAAUCGGGGUUGUGUUAGCAGGAUAGCAGAGGCCCUCACAGUUUGCACUGCAGACGCACAGGAGGUUCUAAAUAAAGUUGUCUGAAAAAAAAGUCACUGUGUGCCUACUGGAAGUAAUAGGAAGUAAUUUAAGUAUUAUUUUCAAAUGAGUUAUCCUUUAAUUCUAAACAUAAUCCUCCUGUGAUAUUUUGGGGAGCUAAUCAUUUCUUGGUAGUGUUUUGAAUGUGAUGUCAUGUGACAUCAGAGCCAGGCUGCUAAAAGAGAAGAUGGUAGCUCCCUGUAGUUAAUAUAUUUACUCUUUUGCAUUACAUAACACUGUGUGUAACUUAUAUUGUUUCAGGCAGAUUAUUUUAUUAUUAUAUGUAAUUUUUAUUCUGUAUGCUAUUUAAGUUAUUGGGUUAGUUGUAAUGUUUCUUUUUUUUUUUUUUUUUUGCCUGACAAUAGUCAAGAUUCCAAUUUUGAAAAAUUGUAUACACGUUUCUUUAAGUCGAUGUACAGUCAAAGUAAGCGGUAAUUCUGGAAUUCCAUUAUUCAUCUUGGUUUGUCUUGGACAGUCCAUCUUCUCCCUCCAUAUUAGAGGUCUAUGGCAAACCGUGUAAGGUGACAGCUUUAUGGCAAUCCCACUUUCAAUAAAAAGCUAUAUUGGGAGGGAAGAAAGAUUGACGUCCAUCUAUAAGUGGGUCACUAAUUAAAGUUUUUUUUAGGCAUUAUGACCACCUUAUUGAAUGGGUUAUAGUGCCUCGAGUCCCCUGGCACUUUUCCUCCAUUCAAUUUUGAACCAUUUUUUAACACUUAAAAACUGAACGAGGAUCCCUGUCUGUCCGCAAGCCUGGCUACUACUGAUUACCCACUUCCUUAGUCAUACCAAUUCAUAACAGCAGUGGGCAACUGUGAUAGGCUGAAAGAUAUCAGCUAACACUCCCAGGAAAUCACCUCUAAUGUUUCCUCACUAGUACAGUCAGCAGAGGGGAUGAGUGGCUGAAAACUCUUGUUUAGUGUUUUUGGUAAUGUGACCUCUGGGAAUAGACCGGGUAGCAGUACAAAUAGCUGCUCCGCCCAAAAGUGUCAAUUUCUGCAUCUCAUAACUUCUAGCAUGUGGGGCUGCAGGAUGCUUAGUACAGCUGCCUGCAAUCCAUAGCUGUGCCUAUGUAGAAGUCGGAAAAACAAUCCACAACGUUUUUGCUACAUAAAUGCACGUAAUUUUGCUUGCUCAAUAUGUAACUACAUUUAUUAUGUUGUAAGAUUUUAAAAUUGAAAAACUUUUACAACAAGCUGCUAUUUUCACACACAAUCCUCGAGGGCAAACGCGUUCUAUGGCACUCCUGCAAUGUUUGAAUUUUCAGUCUCCAGUCAGGUCAUCGCUGGUCCAAUCACAUGCUCUUGGCUAGAGGGAGACAGGAGGGGAGGACAAAGAGUGCAAAAACAAAAUGUGAAGGUUGAAAACAGAGGGAGGCGGGGAAAGCAGGGAGAGGACACUGAAGUUCAUUACAUAUGUAGCCAGUAUGCAGUGAACAUUGACGACACACAUAUUAUUUUGCACAGGAUUAAUAUUAGGCAGUCCAAGAUUCCUAAGUCACGUGUGCGGAGGGUGUAACUAGCCCGCAGCACAAAAGUGCAAAUGUCUGGAUUUGACCACUCCUACCACAGUGGCCACUAAACGCAGAAGUGGUCAUUGUGGUUGGAGUAACCCCUUAAAUACUUGUAAGCUACGUGCACAGAUAAAAUAUUAACCCCCUCCCCGGACAAACUGGUAUUGCGUUAUUUGUAUGAGAGUGAUGCUUUCAUUGUUUAUCUUGUGAUCCCUAUCCUAUUUCUAUGCUUGUGAAAGGUAUGUCCUGUCAGUGUGAGGGGUUUUGCUAGAGAGGGAUAUUGCCUGAUACAUUAUGGCCAGGGCCUGGACUCCAGAGACCUCCGAUUACAAUGCAGUAAAUGAACACACGCACAAAAUCUCAUUCCCUAAAGGAGAUGUCAUGCCUUUAUUCUUCAUGGCUCUGUUUCCUCUACUUCAGCAGGAAUGCCUGAUGCUGAUGAUGAUCAUUGUCCUGACAGGGGACAGAGGGGGGUUGGGGAAAUGCACAGCAGCUGUUGCUGUGGCAACAACUCUUUUCCCACUGUGCCGAUCAGGACCGUCAUUAACCCCUUAGCUACCAGAGCAGCCGGUGUUUGGGCCCAGUUCGUUGCUUUACCACUCUCAAGGUUAAUUUAAAAUCUACAAAUAGCCUAGUAGUAUUGCACGCAGUAUAUAUGUUAGAUUCACCCAAGGAGUACAAUGCUUUUGUAAUUUUGUAAACAGACCUAUAUCUACAGAAUGUUUGCUCAUUUAUAAGCUAUGUUAAACCCCUUUUAUUACAUAAACGGAUGUUAGCCUUGUCCAGUGCAAUGUUUUGGUGUUUUUUUGUUUUGCUUUUUUUUUUUUUCUUUUUUUUUUUUUUUACCAAAAAGGAAUUGUGACAAGGAACAUUUUCUUAACACUGUAAGUGCCAAGUUUCUGCUCAACGCCGCAUAUACUAUUUUAACAUUUUCAUUACCAUUUUAGGUAAUUUCCUUUUUAUUUUGACAAUCGUGGAUUUGUUAAGUCUUGAAGACGGUAAAAUUAUUACCACAACAUAUAGAUAGUUCUAUAAAUAUCCUCUUUUAUUAAAGGGAGCCUGCCACAAACUUGCCAUACUCUCUGCUCUUGCACUGCAUUGACCCACCUUCAGUCCACCCUCGUUUCUUAUACAGUUGUUUUUGAUUUGCUAUGCAAGCAGGGCAAACCUCCUCCAUGACACGACAUGCUGAUCUCAUUUUGUAAGUUACUCUGGUUUUAUACUGCCCAGCCAUUGUUAGCGCAUGCGCUGUGGCUGCUUUGCAUGGAAAGCAGAAGGACUGCCUGUGGGUGGUCUCUCCUGCUCGCCUUUAUCAAAGCGCCUUGAUAGAAUUUAUGCCGAAGAAUUGAUUUGACAGUUGGGAGUAAUACCUGUUUUUAAAAAGGAAAUUCUCCCAAUCUAUACAUUUGCUAGUACAAUGUAUAGAACACAAAAAAUGGUUCAGCGCUAAUCAACAGAAAAGGGCAACAACCCUAAAAGGGGAAUCCAUCAAAACCCUUUAGAGAAUAUACAGACAUAAAAAGAUUUUAAAAAGGGAUGCGCCAAUAGACAAUAUAAAAAAUAAAUAGGUUUUUGGAACAAUGUGAUAGUCCUCACAAAUAAGUCUCUUGAUAGUUGACAUUUUAGUUUUUAGAACAGCAAAGACUUUUCUCUGGGUAGGGCAGCUGUCUUUAUUUUCUUGUUGAUGUAUAUAGAAAGACAAAAGCAGAGAGAACGGAAAUAGCGUAAUACGUCAAAUCUAGUUAUGUAAUAAAUGUCACCGUAUCACACUCACAUUUUAUAGAGCCUUAGUCAGCUCUAGCUUGUGUAGCGUGCCGUAGUAUAAUCCCCACUUUACAGGGUAUAUUGGAGGUUUCCAUUUGGUUCACGAUGACCGGCACCCAAGGAGAAAUAAAUAAGGCGACAGGUGGUGCUCUCAAUAAAACAAGUGAUGCAUAUGAUAAAAAUAGUUAAUAUACACUCACAAAUAUAGAGCAGACUAACUGCUCUAUGAUGACAGUGUUGGUGGUUUGAUUCCCACCUAGGAUUGCUUUGGAGUAGAGAUAAAAUAUGCCAGGAAGUAUGAAAACCAUAUUAAAACUAAAUAUAAAUGGUAAUUGGCACAGCACACAAGUGUAGUGACCAAAUUCCUUUAAUAGUUCAAAUAUAAUGUAUAGGUGGAAUUUGAUGCUCCUAAAAAGUGUGCAGGCAGUGUUUGGGCAUGACAGGCUCUAUUUAAAACUAUAUUUAUUUAGAUAUUCCACUCCAGUACUCAAAAUUUACGCUAGCCAUUGGCAUUUGCAAGUAGAAGGUUCCCACUGGUGAGUGUACUUUCAGACUUGCAGUGGCAAGUACCUUUUAAAACAGCUAGCUAGUGGCAUAGGACUCAAAAUGUUAAGCUCUUUUCUAUUACCUACAGCCAUUUAUAUCUGGAAUCUUCUGAUUCUGUCCCUAUUUAACAGAGGUUGUACAGAGUGUAGCUAACAUUAAAAUGUUCAUUUACUAAGCACAGGUUUGCUGGAAAAUUGACCGUUCACAAACAAGUCCAAGUUAAAAUUUAAAACCGUUUUUGUAUUUGUUGAGGCAGUUAUUAUCCUAGGUAUUUAUAUAGCGCCAGCUUAUUCCGCAGCACUUUAACCCCUUAAGGACCAAACUUCUGGAAUAAAAGGGGAUCAUGACAUGUCACACAUGUCAUGUGUCCUUAAGGGGUUAAAACAUUUUUACAAAUAGGCUGAAUGUUUUUAGAACCCUGAAAGCAGGUUGUUAGAAUGUCUUCUAUCCCCUCAAUCCAUAGUAUUAGAGAUGGUAUGAAACGGAGUGAUUGACCUUGCUUCUUCCUUCUUAUUAUGGCAUUAUUUAGUAAAUGUAUGAGCCCCCAAAACCCUUAAAUACGGAGUAUAGGGCUUUAGGUGGCUUAAAUGGAAGAAGGAAAGUGGGCCUGUGGCUGUGCCAAUGGAAUAUUAAUGGCUUAAUGUGAUUGAAUGGAAUAGUGCAGUCAGCCACAUAAAUUCAGAGGAAUACCCCUAUUUACAUAGGGUUUUCUUUUGUAUUUUACUCUGGCAGUCUGGUUUGAAGAUAACUUUUUCUUUGUAGUAAAGGUAUUAAAUUCUUAAGUUUAUUUGUAGUUCGGUGCAAAUUAUUAGGAGGCUUAACUUCGGGGGACCCCGCUAAUUAAGUUUCAAGCCCUUAUGCUCACUGCCUGUUUGGUGUGUUGUAUUGGAGAACUAUUGACCACCUCCUGUAGGUCAUGGAUGGUCUGUUGUACCCAUACAAUUAUUGCCUUCGCUAAAUUUUCUUCUAAAAUUCUAUUCUAGAGAAUAACUUUGCUUAUUUGUAUAUCAGUUCAACAGAUAAAAUUUUUCUUUUAAAAAAAUACAAAAUGAUUCAUUUACAUAUAAAGGUGUUAUAUUUAAUAUAAACUGGUGAACCUGUUAAUGUGUGAUUUAAUAUAUAUAUAUUUUUUCUUCCUAAUACUUUAAAGAAAUUAACCAAUCAGCAAUAUAAUGUUGCUAAUUUGUUAUCUCCCUGCGGGUGGAUGCUUCAAGACUUGGGGAUAUUCUCACCCAUUUUCAUCCAGAUUGGUAAAGGUUGGCUGCUUUCAUUACAGGUUGGGAAAACAAAUCCCAUAGGCAAACAUUUCUGUGGAUUGCAGCAGGUUAAAACUGUUAUUUUUGAGUGACAAUUUAUUCGAAGAGAUGGUAGAUUUUCAGCCAUCUCUGCAUAGAGCAUAGAACUGUCAGCACAGCAAAUUUAAAUUAAUUUUUCUUAUGUGUUUUUUCUUCUUUUGUUUUAAAGCCAAAAGCGCGUCCCUGACAUCUGGUACUACACUGGUGAGAAAAACAAUCUGGACAGCUUUUCACUACAAUCAAAAAAGGAAAAAAUACAAACCUCCAGCUGGCGCCCUCUGGACUCCAAGAUGCCUUUGAGUUAUCUCAACUUUCCCAUGGUCCUCAGGUGUGGAAAGUAUCUAGACUCGUCAGCUGAAAAAGGAAUUCCCUGAAGCCAUGUCUAUAGCAGUGAAUGCCUUCACAGCGGGCCCUAGAAUGUCCUAUCACCGCUUGUAUCAGUGUUAGUGAACUCAUUCGCUUGCUACAAAAUCCGUGAAAUUGAUUUUGCGUUGAUUGCAAGUUUUUGUUCACAUUUGGCCUGGGCAAAAUUCUCUUUUUGUAGAGUAAAACAAAAAAUAUAUAUAUUGUUCACUGUAAUCCCCAGAAAGGUAUAUAGUGUUUUCUGCUGGCUUCUGUGUCCAUCAGGUUAGACGCAAUGUCCUAGAGGAAUAUAUAUUGGGGUUUUUUUUGGGGGGUUUUUUUUUUUUUGGUUUUUUUCUAGGGUUUGUUUUUGUUUUUUUUAUUUUGGUUAUUUUUUUACACCACGAUUUUCCUGUGAUUAACUACUAAAAUAGCACAAUUUAAAUUUAAAGAGUGGACUCUUGAAUAUAUUGGCCGGAUUUUUUUGCGGGUUGCAAAUGCUAAGGAACUGUGAGGAGUUUUAAUGGGCAAGAAGUGUUAUUGUUACUCACUUAAAACCAUCACAUAAGAUAUUACUGAUAAAACAAUCUGUAACUACAUCAACACCUGUUCUAAAGUGUAUUAUGAUGCAGUCAUGAAUCCAGACUAAAUGCAAAUUAAAACAUUUCUUGUUUACCUUCCUACAUGAUAGAAUAAGACCGCACAUUUUGCAAGUCUACAUGAUAGAAUAAAACUAUGAAUUUAUCCUGUGAUGGGAUAAGAUGAUGAAUUUUAAAUACCCAUUGUUGGCUUCUGUGUUUUGUAAGCCACUAUCUUUAUGGCACUGUUGAUGUGUACCAGGCAAAUUCGUAUAAUUCAAAUUAAAUAAUAUACAAGUUGUAAGAGAGAAGACAAUGUAAAAUAUGAGUGUUAGGAAUGCACACCAAAAAUAAACAUGCAAAAAUUGGUAAUAUCCAAACAUGGGUGCAAAACCCCCACUACGUUCAUAACAAGGCAGAAUACUGUUGCCAAACGGAGCAUAAUAUAAUGUGAUGUAUAUUGUGCACAGUUUGACAAACGGCACUAACAAAAGCUAGCAAGCAAAUGGGUAUCAUUUGGCAAUUAUUAUAGCAAUAUCUUAUUUAUGCUGCAACAGAGCAAAUAUGAUUCUAUUAUAAUACUUGAUUUGGUACUCUAAGCAACAUGAACACUACAGAUUAUUGUGUUUAUUUUAACACCAUCUCCUUAGUUAGUGUCAGACUGCUUCGGAGUCCAGCUCUUAUUCUGCUGCUCAGCAAGUGUGGAAGGGGUCUUCAAAAUAAGCAUGUCCAGCAAUCUCCAUCAAUAAUUCAAUGAGAGGAGCACUGUUGGGCAGUUUAGCACAGUUCUCAUAACCUGUUAUGGUUAUUUAAAGUUGGGUCGGCAAAUGCUGUAAUUUUCUACCCCUAUAACUAAGUAGCUGCAGAGGGUCUGGACUUUGGACCCCUGCCAACAAAUGGAUGUGGGAUGGGUUGGGCCCUUUCUUGACACGUUAUUGUUAGAAUUCUAGAAAACACUCAAAUCUUCAACUCAUGCAAACUACAAUAAUCCUUUGCUGGCCAAUUCUGUGUUUUGACUGAAAGGUUCGUAGGAAUUGUAGAUUGCAUUCAGGUAGAGUUCCUGUGUUUACUCCAGCAGUAGACCAAAAUACCCUCUAUGAAAAAAUUGUAUCUUCACAUCUAGAGCUAUAUUAACAAAAUAGUUGGUGUGGUUGAGGUGACAAUUGAAGCUAGGCAGCAGUUCCUUAGUCUGAGCUUUCUUUUCUAACUCAUUGCUCAUCACUAAUGUGGUCAAGAUUUAGUUUUUACUAUUUUGUAAUUAUUAUUAUUGGUUGUGAGGGAAUAAAUCUCUUUAGCAAAUAGAUCGCCAUGGUGAUUUCAGCUUCUGGUGAUUUUUGCGCAUUACAAAUAUUAAGCAAACAUAUUCUGCAGUGUCAGCUAUAUAUAUUAAGACCCAGUAAUUGUAAACUUAGCCUAUAUGACUUUUAGAGUAAUUGAUAAUAUAAUUCGCAUGGACUGGUACACAAAUCAGCUUCGGUAACUAUUCUAUCAGGAGCAAAAGGUCUUAUUCUAAUACGUAGGAUUUGAAAAUUUGGCAAAAUACCGUGUUCCAUACAGAUCUAUAAUCCAAAAUAUCUCCAUCAAAUACCCAAUGUAAUGUAGAUAUCUUUAUUGCAAAGUCUGGGAUGAAGUCACUGUCACUGUAAUUGGUCUGAGAGUAAUCUUGAUAUAUAUUUGCAAAACAAAUAUCAAAUCAAUCAAAUCAAAGCAAUGUACAGUGCAUAUAUACAAAAUGAAAACCUGCUCAUUGACAAAGAGUGUCGAGGAUGUGACGCACCAGGGACAGUAAUAACAAAACUUCAUUCUAAAGUUAGAGUAUAUAUUUUAAGAGGAUCUGUCACUUCCCUGUAUUUUUAAUAUUAUUUUUCACGCAUCCCUAUAUUUAAAAUGGAGACACCCAGUUGUAUAUUGCAACUGGGUGUCUCCAUUGUAGCUCCCUGUUAAAAGCUCUUCUCUUAGCACUUGACAGUGAAAGCUUAGAAAGAGGGGAAUUGGAGAAACAAUGUUUCUAUUUCUUCUCCUCUGUAUUGUUCGCUCUGGCUUUGCCUUGUCUGAACUGGAUUAUGAUGUCAUUUUUCCUAAAUAUUUAAUAUAGAUUUAACAGAAAACUGAGCAUCUCGGGGGGGGGAAUUUAACAUAUUUUGAAUGGUUUCUUAGUUGGUGUAUUUUCCAGGGAAGUGGCAGUUCCCUGUUAAAAAGCUUUCUCCAAGCAUCCCAACCAUAGGAAUAUGCACAGAACUGACAUUAGCAAGCCCGGAACAAGAGUUCCAGCCUGGCUGAUGACGUCCCAGUAAUGCUGCCUUAGAUCUAGUUACAGCUCUGGAAGCAGAGGGGUUAAACUCAGUACGAACUGCGAUUCAAAGCGAAACGCUGCUCACAGACUUCAGGCACCAUGACCACUUCAAACAUUGAAAAACACCUUUACUUUUGCAGGUCAGCUCAGAUUCCAGCCUCACAGUCCAAAAUGGCAUUGCUUUUAUGGAUUCUAUCUAGAAUGACUCGGUAAUGAUAUAUGCAAAUGAAUUUAAAAUGUUGAACUGGCAACUUGAAACAAUAUAUUUUUAUUUCACAGAAUAACUGUAUCGCUGUGCAAAGAGAGGAAAAUCAAAGACCGAGCUUUGAAUGGCAUUGCUUAUGGACUUUUAUCUAGUAGUAAACCACUAGGAAAUAUAAUAAGCUUUAUAUCUGUAAUGUCACAAAUGAGCUAAUGUGGCCAUACAUAAUUCUUUUACACUUCAUUUUUGAACUUUUUAACGGUUUCCUUUAACUUUUUGCUUUGUACAGUUAAGAAUUGCUUUAACAACACAUUCCCAAUUAGAAAAUUGAAUAGGACUGUUCUUUUAUUGUGACAAAUCCUAUUUCACUGGAAUGGAUUUAUGCUAGAUUAAAUCAAAUAAGUUAUCUGUAACAUUCGAAACCAAACAUGUAUUGGGUGAUUUCACUUAGAGUAAUGUGCUUUGUUAGGCUUUGCAUUGUAAUCCCCAUAGAAAAUGGUUGCAAUUGGUUGGUACAGGGACGUUUGAAGUCAAGGAUACAGUGUAUCCUGACCGAUGGCAAAACAAAGAACAAAACAGAAGUUUACAUUUGCAGCUAUUCCCAUUCCCCUAUGCAGCUAUUCUUAAAACUCCUACAGUUUCUUCAACCUGGAAAAAAUUAUAGGGGGGAGUGGGGGGGAUCCUCUGUUUUAUUUAGAAAAUUCUUUUAUUACAAAGUUAUUGAAGUAUUGCUUUUUCAGAAAGCAUAUUUUGUUUGAAAAAAUAUGAUUGUACAUAUUGAAAUAUGUAUUUUGCACAGGUUUUUUUUUUUUGUUUUUUGUUUUUUUUCUUUCUUAUAUCCCAUUUUGGUACAACUGAGAUCCUCUACUAUUUAUUUGUUAAUAAAAACAAACAAAAUACCUUUAUAAUUUGAAGUGGUUCACUGCCAAGCCAAUUUUCAGAGAACAUGCUGACUUUUACAGUUCUAAGAGACAACUAGGUUUUGUGAAGGGCGUGCCUAUUUUUAAUGUAUUUGGAGUGGAUUAAUUCAUGCAAAUUGUACAUUAUUGCUUUAGAUUGGUCGCCUGAUUCAGUCAAUUCACAUCUUGCUGUAACCAAGGGAUUACGAGUCUAGUUUUUGGGUUUUUUCUUGUGCAUAUCUGUGUGUGCAAAAACACAGGCACACAAGUGAGUGUGCGUGAUUAUAGAUUUAAAACCUACAGAGAAAAUGAAAGUGCCUGAUAGUUUUUCAAGCCUGUACUAUUUAGCUUUUUCCUUAAGACUUGAAUGUUCAGUUGUAUUUUGAAGCUUGCUUUUUUCAACCAAUUAUUGUGGUUUCUGAAAUUUUUGUAAUAGCUGGGGUGGUGUGGGGGUGGGGUUUCAGAUCAUUGCAUAAGGUGAUUGCCUCUGGUAUUUUAACCCCAUCGGUGCCAAGGAGUCAGCAAUACAUUGUGAGCCGACCCUCUUGUCACCGGAGUUAAAAUGGGCUCCUGAAAUCCUUGUCUUACCUGUGAGGACGUCGUUACAUUUAUUUUUUUGGGUUUGGCGACCAAGAUGUAUUUUUAGCUUCUGUUUUAGGGAAAUAAAUUGGAUUAUUUAUUAUAGAGAACUGCAUUUAGAGAAGAGGUCCUAAAAUAUUUUUAUUCCAAAAAAAAAAAAACACAAAUAGAAGAAAGCCAGAUACCUCGUGGAAGUCGAUUUUUAACGUCAGUACUCCAAAUGGAAUGUGAAGAUUUAGAGACGUCUUCCUGUGAGUUUCCUUGCCAAGGAAUUUCUUCAGUUCCCUUGCUCCUGCUAAUGAGGAGCUGAACAGGGCAGGAUGUGGGCUCAGGGAAGGACCUCAAAUCCAAGAUUAAAGAUGUCUUUUUCUUCAAGAGAUGGGGUGUAGAACGACUUUUUGUUAAAUGUCUUGCAAAUCACUCUGCAGUACAAGAUAAUUUAAUACAAGCACUACAGGUUGUCCAUGUGAAUGUAAUUCUUGAAAGCAACUCUGUCUGUCUUUGAGCCUGGUUCUAAGAGCAAUCUCCUCUGUAAAAUGUGUGAAUAGUUUGAUAAUUUGUAUACAUAAUCAAGAGCAUCUGUUCAGCUGGACGUUGGCUGCUGUAUAGUUCAUGAACAAACAAAUGUCAUGGGAUAGAAAAUUACUUUGGAUAUUUAAAAAAAAAAAAAAAAAAGAGAGAGAGAAAAUAUAUAGCCUAUUUGUUUUGUAACAAGUUUCUGUAAAUAAAAUAAUUUAUACUAUUUAUAAGAAAAAUAUAUUGUGCUUUGCUUUAUCAAAGUAUAUGCAGGUUGUGAAACAGCCGUGUAUCCCAAACAUUAGUCAAUCGCAGCUAAUGUUGCAAGAUGAAUCAAUUCUGUUCACCUGGGAUAUCAAUAAAACCUGGACCACUGUUUACUG
Messenger RNA from Pelobates cultripes (western spadefoot toad), 69362 nucleotides. The record is from the annotation of a GenBank genome assembly. NCBI's taxonomy places the organism in Eukaryota, Metazoa, Chordata, Amphibia, Anura, Pelobatidae.